Molecule: messenger RNA, 64783 nt
Organism: Coregonus sp. 'balchen'
Lineage: Eukaryota; Metazoa; Chordata; Actinopteri; Salmoniformes; Salmonidae
Source: the annotation of a GenBank genome assembly
AUGUUUGAAACAACAGAAAUAGCUGAGAGAACCUCAGUAUACGAUAAGAAGCCAUCUGAACAGGUGGCGUUUCACAAACCUGAAGAAGUUGAAUCAAAAUAUUCUACUGAGGAUACAUUAGCUCACCUGAAAAAAUCCCAAAAGGUUCCCAAAGAUGUCCAAGUAGAGGAGAAGAUGGGUUUGAAGAAAACACCAAAGUUGCUGAAGGAAGAAUCACCUGACCAACCUAGUUUAUCUCUAAAGAAGGUAUCGAAAUUGCCAUCAGAGGAGAAAGAGCAAGAAACUGUCAAGCUAAAACCAUUUGAAAAACCUGCUAAACCGGGAACUGUUGAGCCAGUGAAAGACAAGAAAGACAGUGAAUCCAGAGCUGAUUACGAUAGAAGUGAGAGACCACAAAGAGAUGAAGCAUUUAAAGAAUCUGUUUCUGCUCCUAUGAAGAAACCUGAAGCCAUCUCAAAGGAUACGAAAGAGCCACAGGUAGACAGAUCUAAACCAGUGGCCAAAGUUCCUGAAGGUGAACAAGUCGAAGAGUCUGACAAAACACUGACAAAGGUGAAGAGAAUUCCUCCACUGGAGCAAGAGAAGGAAGAAGUUAAAUUGAAGCCAUUUUCUAAGUCACCAAAAGCUGAAGCUGUGAAGCCUGAGAAGGAGCCUGAGAAGAAGAAAGAGGUUGAAAAAACUCAACAAAAGCCAAGUCCUCCAAAACCAGUACCUGUAAAGAAAAUUGAAAAGAGUCCUCAAGAGGACAAGCCAGUACAGUUAAAAAAGGUGGAGCUUGUGCCAAAAGAACCAGAGGACGAAGAAAAAGACAACCCCUUAAAGCAUGAAGAGACACUUAAGAAAAUGGUGGAACUGAAAAAGACUCCUUCACCUAGGGUUGAAAAACCAAAGCCAAAAGAAAUUGAGAAAAUUACUAUGGAGAGGAAGCCUAGUGCAGAAAGGACCAAAAGGCUGCCUAGACAGGUUUCACCUAAAGAUUCAUUUGAAGGUGUUACCCUAAAAAAGGUUCCAAAGAAAAUAUCACCAGAAGAGGAGGCACCACAUCAAACUGUUAAAGAGAAGGUGUCAGCAAUGAAAGAGCUGUCCCCUGUACAGUUACGAAAGAUUUCGACUCAGCUGGAGGAGGAAGUCUUUGAGGAGGAGCCAGAGGAGGAGCUGGAAUCUGACAAUGAAGGUUGGGGAUGGGAACUUGUCCCCCGAGAUAGUUCUGGAUCCACAGAAGACUGGGGAGAGGAACCUUUGGAAGGUGAUGCUCGUGAGACCCCUGGAAUGCCAGGUGCCAGCAGAGGUGAGAUUAUGGCUGCUGAAAUGUACCACUGAUGGCUCAAGAAGUGUCUCACCUGAUCCAUCCUCCAUUCAUCCAUUAAUCUAGCCAUCCAUCUUUCAUUAUCUCCAUCCAUGUCCAUCUUUUUUAUCUCACGUCUUGUCCUCAUUCUGUGUAGUCCAACCAUGUCCAUGUCCUCACUCCUUGUUGUCCAACCAUGUCCAUGUCCUCACUCUGUGUUGUCCAACCAUGUCCAUCUUAAUGUUUUCAUCUUCUCAUCUUAAUGUCUUCAUUUUGUGUAGUCCAGGUAUCAAAGUCAGUCAUUUGUGUCCAUUGUCUAUCUGUACCAACAUUUGUCUCCAUUGUCUUGUACACAUCCAUUACAGCGUGUUCAAGCUCUCCAUGUCAAUUUCUGGCAUUUUGUUCAAUUCUCUAUGUCCAUGCCAUCUUCUCAUGUCCAAUAAUCUUGCCCAUGGUGCUCGAUUUUGUAUCCAUUCAUCUUUCACAUCUUUCACAGUGUUCUGUGUAAUAUCCAACCAUUUUGCCAGUUGUAGUCAUAUAUUUUAUUUCUUAAUGAGAAAGUCAUACAAUUGUCUUUACUCAGAUGGGAAACCAAAAGAGGAAGCUGCUGGUAGAGGUAGAGGUAGAGGCAUUCAAGGUGAGAAUAAACAAAAACAUGCAUGUUGGUAAUAUGUGUGUGAUAAAGACAUAUCAUGACUUUAAUCUAUAUCCUUAUAUGGGUUUUUGUAAUCAUAUCAAUCUUAUCUUAUUGAAUAUGAAAACUAUGUAUUUUGUUUAAAUGUUAAACGUGCUUGAAUGUUUGAGUCCGUAUAUUACGUCUGUAUAGUCCAUAUAGUAGUGUUUUAUCGUGUUGUUAACUUGCUUAAUACUCUUCAUCCUCUUUGGGAAAUACGGUAAGGCCACUUGUUUUUUGCCCUUGGCAACAUGUCCAUGAGAGGUUUCUAUCGUUGUUGUAUGUUAAUGUCCAUGUACUGAAAAAAAUACAGUUCUUAAAAAUAAAACAAAACGUCUUAGCAAAAGUAGUGUUGUUCAACUUAUCAUGCAUUUACAUUUUUCCAAUUUCAGCUAAGCAAACCCCCUCACCUGGUGGUGGCAGGGGUAGAGGACUGAAACCCGGUGCUGGAGGAGACAAACCCCCAGAUGCUAAUCCUUUUGGAUUCCAGCUCAAAGCAGUUCCGCUGAAGUUUACGAGACCACUCAAAGACAUAGUGUUACAGGAGGCUGAAUCAGUCGGCGCUUCUGCUACGUUUGAGUGUGAGGUUUCGCCUUCUACUGCAAUUACUACAUGGAUGAAAGAUGGCGCCAACAUAAGAGAGAGCCCAAAACACAAGUUCUACUCUGAUGGCAAAGAUCGCAAACUGCUAAUCAUUGAUGUGCAAGUUUCUGACACUGGUGAAUAUACUUGUGUUGCCAAGCUGGGCAACAAGGAAAAGACAACAACCGCCAAACUGAUAGUAGAAGGUACUUAUUCCAAGUCCAUACAUAUUUGUUUUGUGUAACGAACCUCUUUACUUCUUUACAACCUCUUUGAUUACUUAAAGAUAAGUAAUAUGUAAUGUAAGCUUUUAGAAUAUGACUUUCUUUCCUCAUAGAAUUGCCUGUGAAGUGGGUAAAGACUCUGGAAGAGGAUGGUAUGUCGGUCCUCAAGGGUCAGCCUAUGUACCUGACCUGUGAGUUGAACAAAGAGAGAGAUGUGGUCUGGAAGAAGAGUGGUGUGCCUCUUAAAAACAUCCCAGGAAAAGUGGCCAUCAAUAUCAUUGGAAUGCAGCAUGCCGUUACAAUCCAGGAUACAGGAGAUGACGACGCUGGCAUUUACGCUUGCGAGUGUGAUGACAUCAGGACUAAAACAGAUGUCAAAAUCAUUGGUAUGUACAGAAUAUCUAUAUUUGUUAGUAAACAAAUGCACUAAUUAUUUUAGUAGCAAUUCAUAUUAACCAUUCUACAUAAUGUAUCCCCCCCCCCCCCCCUUGGGAGCAUAAGAGGUCCACUGUAGGUCUCCACCUCACUCUUUUCUGUGUGAGGGCUUUUGCCUCUUGCCAGGAGACCCCCACUUUAUUCAGUUAAUGUGGACCAUCUCUAGUUGGUCUUUGGCUUUCCCUUCUUUGUUUUUAUAUGUGGGUUGUAGUCCAGUGCCUGUCUUCUUAUGUUUGUUGUGUCUUGGCUACCUGAGAAGGAGCCAUUCUUUCAAUAUAUUUUUAUUUUUAUUUUACAGAAAUUGUCAGAGACUGGUUGGUGAAACCAUUGAGAGAUCAGCAUGUGAAACCCAAGGCCACUGCCACUUUCAAGUGUGAGCUCUUCAAAGAAACCCCUAACUGGAAGUGGUUCCAUGGCGACAAGGAGAUUCCUAAUGAUCCCACUGACAAGAUUGAGGUCAAGAAAGAAGGCAAAGAACUGACUCUCACAGUUAAGAAAGCAUCACCUGAUGAUAUUGGGCAAUAUGCCAUGGAGGUUGAAGGCCGCAGAUACACAGCUAACCUGACUCUUGGAGGUUGGUUGCACAUUCUAUGUUAUGUUACGUACAUUCUUUGUUAUGUUACGGUCUGCACUUGUAUGUUAUGUCCCCUAAGGCUAUCUACAUGAAGUGAAUCCUUUUGAUACUUUUACAGAACGUGAAGCUCAGAUCUUGAAGCCUAUCUCCAGUAUGGAGGUUGUUGAGAAAGAUGAGGUUACGUUUGAAACUGAAAUAUCUGAAGAGGAUGUGGCUGGAGAAUGGAAACUUAAAGGGCAAGUCCUGCAAAGAUCACCGGUAAGACCUAUAAUUUGACUGUAAUAUUUUUCUGGAUUCUAACCAUAAUGAUUGGAAAUAUGCAGUACUUGUUUAAAUGUUGAUGUAUUUACACUUUUGUUCAAAUUGUAUUUACAUUUUUAGAUGGUUGAAAUCAAAUCUGAGGGCCAGAAACGUUUCCUCACUCUGAAAAAUGUUCAGCUUGACCAGUGUGGUGAAGUGUCUUAUCAAGCUCUGAAUGCUAUCACGAGUGGGGUGCUCACAGUCACAGGUAAGAAAGUGUCAAAAAUUAACAAUAUAUACUGUCAUAUACUGUAUGUGUUCGUAAUGUCUCUGUGAUCCUAAGGAAGAUCGAUAAUGCUGUCAUUCAUACUUAAUCCUUAUUCGUACCUCCUAGAAAUGGAAAUGGACUUCACAGUCCCCUUGAAGGAUGUGUCUGUACCUGAAAAGAAACAGGCUACGUUUGAGUGUACUAUCACAAGGGAUGUGCCUAAAGUCAUGUGGUUAAAGGGGUCAGACAUCCUGUCGACAGGCGAUAAAUAUGACAUUAUUGAUGAUGGAAAGAAACAUAUAUUGGUCAUAAACAACUGUGAAUUUGAUGAUGAGGGACAAUACACUAUUGAAGUCUUGGGCAAAAAGUCAACAGCCCAGUUGACUGUGGAGGGUAAGUACCGGCUGAAACGAUUCUCAGUUAACGCUUCUGUUUUACAUGGUGCUGAAUCUUUGAUCUGACUUUUUGUUAGAUAUAAGCUGUUUUUAGUAUGUUGUCAUCUUAAUUCUUUAUUGAUUAAUUAUCUUACUGGGCAACAAGACUGUUAAGUGGGCAAAGACAGUAACACUGUUAUGCACUCAACUAAUAUAUUAUAGGUAUGAGGCUCAAAUUCGUAACACCACUAAAGGACCAAACUACCAAGGAAGGUGAAACAGCUCGGUUUGAGGUUGAGCUCUCUCAUGAGAAGGUACCCCUGACAUGGUACAAAAAUGAAAUCAAACUCCAUGUGAGCAGGACCGUGCUCAUCCAUUUUGAAGGAAAGAAACACACCUUAGAAAUCAAGGAGUUGACCCUAGAUGAUACCUGCCAGAUUAAGGCAGAGGCUAAAGGAAUUCCCUCAACAGCAAACUUGACGGUGCUAGGUAAACCCUACUCUGUACCUCUUUCUUUCAUGCUCUUCCUUCUCUUCAUGGCUCUUUGUUCAUCUCUUGUUUUCUACAUCGUUCUUCUAUGCUAUGCAACAUGGAGAGAAGGCAUCAUUCGAGAGUGUUAUUGUUAUUUGAUCUACAGCAAUUGAUUAAACCUUUUCCUGUUCCAGAGGGUGACGCCCACUUCACAGUGAAGUUGCAGGAUUUCACCGCAGUCGAGAAGGACGAGGUCACUCUGGACUGUGAACUCAGCAAAGAUGUCUCUGUGAGGUGGUACCAUAAUGAGACUGAAAUUAAGGCCUCUAAGAUGGUAACCAUGAGGGCUGAGGGCAACAAAAGAAUGUUGUCCAUCAAGAAAGUGGAAGGAAAAGAUAAGGGACAAUACCUAUGUGAUUGUGGUACGGACAAGACCAUGGCAACCAUUAGCAUUGAAGGUAAGUCAAUACAUUUUUACAAUCACAAAAUCGAAUAGUAAAGAUUGUUUUUGUUUUCUUGAUUCUAUUAAUUACCUUAUUUUCCCUCUUCAAUUGCAGCUCGUGAUAUCAAGGUAUCUCGGCCAAUGUAUGGUGUUGAGCUCUUCGAUGGCGAGACCGCUCGUUUUGAAGUGGAAAUCUCUGAAGAUGAUGUCCAUGGCCAGUGGAAACUGAAGGGAGAAACACUUUCACCUUCCCCAGAUAUUGAAAUCAUUGAGGAUGGUGCUAAGCACACUUUGACAUUGUACAACUGCAAGGUCUCCCAGACAGGAGAGGUUGGAUUCACAGCUGCCAAUGCGAAGUGUACAGCCAACCUGAAAGUGAAAGGUAACAUUUAUAUUUCUGAUCUAUUUUCUCAUUUUUACUCUAUAUUCACAUUUUCACCAUUGACAUAAUACAACUACUGAUAUUCAAUCUACUAUAAUAUUUUGGCAAUUUUUUUAAUUCCAGAACUGCCACUGACCUUUAUCACACCUUUGAGUGAUGUGCAAGUGUAUGAGAAAGAUGAGGGAAGAUUUGAGGUUGAGAUUUCAAGACCAACCAAGACCUUCCGUUGGCUCAAGGGAUCUCAGGAGUUGGAAAAUGAUGACAAGUUUGAGAUUAUCCAUGAGGGAAAGAUACACACUCUUGUGGUCAAAAAGGCUGCAUAUGAGGAUGAAGCUAAAUACAUAUUUGAGGCUGAGGACAAGAGGACCACAGGAAAACUAGUUAUCCAAGGUAAUUACUGAGAUCAUGGAAGUUUUUAUAUAAUUAAAUCAUAAAUAAAGACAAAUAUUUGAGAUUGUAUUAAUGAAAUUGUGAUUUAUUUGUUAUAAGGUAUACGCCUUGAGUUUGUCAAGCCCAUCAAGGAUGUCACAGUCAAGGAGCGUGAAACAGCAGAGUUCAGUAUUGAACUGUCACAUGACAAGAUCUCGGUCGUCUGGUACAAGAACGACGUGCGUCUGCACCCCAGCAAGGUUGUGCACAUGUCAGACAAUGGCAAAAUGCACACCUUGACCUUCAAGCAGGUGUCCAUUGAUGACACAUCCAUGAUCAAAGUUGAAGCCUUGGGCAAGAGCUCUGAGGCCAUGCUCACUGUUCUUGGUAAGCUAUUGAUUUGAACUGUAGUGUCAUUUAAUUUGGGUCAUUUAAUUCACAUAAAGCCUGCAGUUAAACAUAACUUUACAUUUCCUCAUAAUUUCUUCUUUGUGCUUGACAGAGGGAGAACCUUACUUCGUCACAAAACUGCAAGACUACACUGCCGUUGAGAAGGACGAAGUGAUGCUGGUUUGUGAACUUAGCAAGACCUCUGCUGAGGUGAAAUGGUUCAAGGACGGCCAGGAGAUCAUGCCUAGCAAGAAUCUGAUCAUUAAAACCGAUGGAAAGAGGCGUAUGCUGACAGUGAAGAAAGCAGAGAAGGGCAACAUUGGAGAGUACACCUGCGAUUGUGGUUCUGACAAAACCACAGCCAGGCUGGACAUUGAGGAGCGUGAUAUUAAGGUUGUCCGUCCACUGUACAGCGUGGAAGUGACAGAAACUGAAAUUGCCAAGUUUGAGACCGAGAUCUCUGCCGAGGAUGUCCAUGGUCACUGGAAACUCAAAGGAGAGGCCCUUCAUCAGUCUCCUGUAAGUGGUAUUGACUGAAAUUACGGAUUUGCUUUAUUUGAAAUAUCCUAUGUAAACAAGACCAUUUAUUUGGUUGUAUCGUGUAGUGACUGAUGUUUCUGUGAUCUGUGUUUUCAGGACUGUGAGAUUAAGGAGGAGGGUACAAAGCAUGUCCUUAUCCUAUACAACGUUCGCAUGGAUCAGGCCGGAGGUGUCGACUUCCAGGCUGCCAAUGCUAAAUCCAAUGCUCAGCUUAGAGUUAAAGGUGAUAAUCUUAUAACACAACAUACACACAAACAGUUUAGUUUUGACUAAAUAUUAUAGCUUUUCUCUGACAAGUAACUUUUUGUAUGGCAAGUAGUACAUUUUGGUAGUGCAAGUUGCACUCCACCAUUUUGCUAGUUGACUUGACGGCAAAAGAUACUAAAGCUCAGCAAGGGAGAGCUGCUGUCCAAUCAGGUGUUGUGGCUAUUUUAGAAGCCCCAUGCCUUAUCUAGAGUGGGUGGUCAGUGAUUGUGAUUGGUAGAGCUACAACAUUCACAGUGCAAAGACACUCUAAAUGCAAAUAACUAGGCCAGUCCAUGAUAACUCAAGUUUUACCUCGAGCCCUUAGUUGUCCUGGUGGUUUAGGGACCCAAAGAGAAUCUGCCUGUUAAGAAUUGGAAUACAAAGAUGUCUGGUAAAAUAAGGACUUUUUUCUUAUGAGUCAGUCAACUAACCAUGUCUUCUCCUCAAUCUGAAGCGCGGAGUAUCGGGCUUAUGCGGCCUCUCAAGGAUGUUACUGUUACUGCCGGAGAGACCGCCACCUUCGACUGUGAACUUACUUAUGAAGGAAUCGCUGUAGAAUGGUUCUUGGGAAGCACCAAGAUGGAGCUAGGUGAAAGGGUAAGUACUGCAGAAUAUACAUUCACAUAAACUGCUGUAUAAUCAUAAGCAGAUAUUCUUUAUGAAUUGAUGUAUGCAAAUUCAACUUUACAAUACUUUAUAAUUGACUUUACAAAUAUUACAAUAUUAUUCAGCCCUUUAUUUCUUUUCCAAUAAAUUGAUAUGACUACCGCAGUCAUAACAAUCACUUUAAGUAAAUAUUUUCCACAUCUUUACAGCAUAGUGAUAGGGUAAGUACAGUACAACUUACAUUCACAUAAACUACUGUAUAAUACUUUACAAUACUUAAUAAUUGACUUUGUAACUCUACCUGCACAUGUCAAGGAGGCAGCUUCCAUUUCCUCAUUUAAAACACAAAUAAAGACCUACCAAGCUAAAGACCAAGAUAGCUUUAAAUUUGCUUAAUCUGCUUAAUGUCUAUGUUUUGCAUUAGUAGGUCAUGUUUUGAUGUAUUGUGAUUGUUUAUCUAGAUUUUAAUAUAUUGUUGAGAUUUUUUUGUUUUGUUUCUACCUUCGGCUCUACAACUGAUAUGGUUUUAAACUAUGUUUUAUAUUAUAAUAACAUAUCUUCAAAACCCACCUACCUCACUCAUAAUAAUCACAACUGAAAUAAAAGUACAUAUUUUUGUCACCAACAUAUUUUAUACAUAUAAGGAUGUAGACACUUUAGGUCAUUGUGCAGCACUAUCUGUGGCGAGAUAACAUGUUACUGUUCUUUCCUGUGAGCGUUGCUUGAGUUAUUUUUAACUGCUUCAAGAGUUGGUGCACCACCCAAGUGUUGCUCUUUCACUGUGAUAUUUCAUAGCUGUAUGUUUUAAAUGUAAAAUAUGUAAUUAACAACAUGUUACAUGUAUGUAAUCAAGACAAUUAAUCAGGCGUUAUCAAUCUGUUUGACUGGUGUCCAGGUGGUGUACUUAAAGCUGCUUCAAUCUACAGACACAGGAGAUGGACUCCUGCCCUAUGGGCCGUUCUGGCUCAGACAAGGCUUACGUACUAACUAAACUGUUUUAUUUCCUCAGGUGGUCACCAGAGCAGAAGGCAGAGGACACAGCCUGACUAUCAGAAAUGUCAAGCUGACAGAGGCUGGGGAAGUCAGGCUCACUGCAAAAUACUUCAAGACCCAGGCCAAACUCAUUGUCAGGGGUAGGUUAUAUCUGUUUAAUCAUUAUGGAGAUUAUCUGACAUACCACUAGAGCUCUCUUGCUGAAACUGAGAGGUCCUUGUUAUUAAACAUGUUAGCACACAUUUGUUUGUCUAGUUAAGCAUGAUAUGCAGAUCUUUUCAAAUGGAAGCGGAUCAACUAGAUAAGUGUGGGUGCAAUUAAUUUAUCUACAGUGCCUUCAGAAAGUAUUCACACUCCUUGAUUUUUUCCUACAUUUUAUUGUGUUACGGCCUGAAUUUAAAAUUGAUUAAAUUGAGAUGUUGUGUCACUGGCCUACACACAAUACCCCAUAAUGUCAAAGUGGAAUUAUGUUUGUUUUUUUCGAAAUUAUUACAAAUUAAUUAAAAAUGAAAAGCUGAAAUGUCUUGAGUCAAUAAGUAUUCAACCCCUUUGUUAUGGCAAGCCUAGAUAAGUUCAGGAGUAAAAAUGGCUUAACAAGUCACAUUAUAAAUUGCAUGGACUCACUCUGUCUGCAAUAAUAGUGUUUAACAUGAUUUUUGAAUGACUACUUCAUCUCUGUAUCCCACACAUAAAAUUAUCUGUAAGGUCCCUCAGUCGAGCAGUGAAUUUCAAACACAGAUUCAAUCACAAAGACCAGGGAGGUUUUCCAAUGCCUCACAAAGAAGGGCACCUAUUGAAAAAAAAAAAAGCAGACAUUGAGUAUCCCUUUGAGCAUGGUGAAGUUAUUAACUACACUUUGGAUGGUCUAUCAAUACACCCAGUCACUACAAAGAUACAGCCGUCCUUCCUCACUCAGUUGCCGGAGAGGAAGGAAACCGCUCAGGGAUUUCACCAUGAGGCCAAUGGUGACUUUAAAACAGUUACAGAGUUUAAUGGCUGUGAUAGGAGAAAACUGAGGAUGGAUCAACAACAUUGUAGUUACUCCACAAUAUUAACCUAAAUGACAGAGUGAAAAGAAGGAAGACUGUACUGAAUAUAAAUAUUCCAAAACAUACAUCCUGUUUGCAAUAAGGCACUAAAGUAAAACUGCAAACAAUAUGGCAAAGAAAUACACUUUAUGUCCUGAAUACAAAGCGUUAUGUUUGGGGCAAAUGCAACACAACGCAUCACUGAGUACCACUCUUCAUAUUUUCAAGCAUGGUGGUGGCUGCAUCAUGGUAUGGGUAUGCUUGUCAUGAGCAAGGACUAGGGAGUUUUUCAGGAUGAAAAGGAAUAGAGCUAAGCAUAGGCAAAAUCCUAGAGGAAAACCUGGUUCAGUCUGCUUUCCAACAGACACUAGGAGACAAAUUCACCUUUCAGCAGGACAAUAACCUAAAACACAAGGCCAAAUAUAAACUGGAGUUGCUUACCAAGACGACAUUGAAUGUUCCUGAGUGGCCUAGUUACAGUUCUGACUUAAAUCGGCUUGAAAAUCUAUGGCAAGACUUGAAAAUGGCUGUCUAGCAAUGAUCAACAACCAACUUGACAGAGCUUGAGGAAUUUAACAAAUAAUAAUGUGCAAAUAUUGUACAAUCCAGGUGUGCAAAACUCUUAGAGACUUACCAGAAAGACUCACAGCUGUAAUCGCCGCCAAAGGUGAUUCUAGCAUGUAUUGACUCAGGGUUGUGAAUACUUAUGUAAAUUAGAUAUUUCUGUAUUUUAUUUUCAAAACAAAUGCAAAAAAUUCUAAAAACAUGUUUUCACUUUGUCAUUAUGGGUUAUUGUGUGCAGAUGGUUGAGAAAAACAUAUAUUUAAUCAAUUUUAAAUUCAUGUUGUAACACAACAAAAUGUGGAAUAAGUAAAGUGGUAUGAAUACUUUCUGAAGGCACUAUAUUACAACUAAUAUAAUGGUCUCCUGCUUUACAGAGCCACCAGUUGAGUUCACCAAACCUCUGGAGGACCAGACAGUUGAGGAAGAGGCCACUGCUACUUUGGAGUGUGAAGUCUCCAGGGAAAACGCUGAGGUCAGGUGGUUCAGAGACACACAGGAGAUCCGCAAAACUAAGAAAUAUGACCUUAUUGUUGAUGGCCGAAAGAGAAGACUCGUCAUUCAUGGCUGUACUCUAGAUGACUCAAAGACAUAUACAUGCGAUGCUAAAGAAUUCAAAACCUCUGCUUUCCUGAAUGUUGAACGUAAGUAAAAUGAUGAUUCAACAAAAAUAAAUAUUGCAAAUGAACAGAAUUUGCAAGCAGAAUAUUUUUUGCUUACAGCUCCACAUGUUGACUUCUCUAAGCCACUCCAUGAUGUUGAGGUCAAAGAAAGGGAAAAUGCCAGAUUUGAGUGUGAGGUGUCCCGUGAGAAUGCCAAGGUAAGUGAUUAUGAAUGAAAAUACUUUAAAAUAAUCAAAAAAACAGAGGAAUUAAUUAACAUUGGUUUACAUGCACAAGAAGUCUGAUGAUAUAUUGUUGUCUGUUCAAACAGGUCAAAUGGUACAAGGAUGGCAGCGAGAUCAGAAAGGGAAAGAAAUACGAGAUCAUUGCCAAUGGUGUCAAGCGUAUCCUUGUGGUCACCAAGACAGUCUUCGAUGAUGAAGCAGAGUACGAAUGUGACGCUAAGACCUCCAAGUCUUCUGGCAUGCUGACAGUUAUUGGUAAGGCUUUGUUUUUAUUCUCAGUUACUACGAGGUUCAUAUCUAUACCAUCAACUACUGAUUUUACUGGUCACAAUAUCUUCUCCUUGCAGAGGAAGAGGCUAAGUUUACCAAGAACCUGUCUAACGUGGAGGGAACAGAAACAGACAGUGUGAAGAUGAUUUGUGAAGUGUCAAAGGUCAGCGCUGAGGUCACCUGGUGGAAGGGAGACCAGGAAUUGCCAGAGGGAGGAAGAUAUGAACAGGUCAUGGAUGGAAGGAAGAGAAUCUUCAUUAUCCAAGAUCUCAAGAUGGAGGACGCUGGAGAGUAUAACUGCAGACUGCAUAACGCCAAGACAUCUGCAACACUGAAACUGAAUGGUAAAGAAAUCAGAUAUGAGCUGUAUAUUGAAAACAUAUACAUUCUUAAAAGUAUAUAAAUGAUGUGCAUAUGUUUGAGUUCAGGUUAAGGUGCUGGUACAAUUUAUAUGCAUCUCCACUCAUCUUGCUUUUUCUGAUCUUCUAGAACUGGCUGCUGAGUUCAUUGCCAGGCCUCAGAGUCUCGAGGUGGUUGAGGGAGAAAAGGCUGAGUUUGUCUGCUCAGUCUCCAAAGACACCUAUGAAGUCAAAUGGCUCAAGGGUGACAAGGAGAUUGUAUCUGGAGACAAGUAUGACGUUGUCUGUGAUGGCAAGAGAAGAGCACUGAUAGUGAAGAAUUGUACACCAAAUGAUGAAGGAGGCUAUGUCGCCUUCAUUGGCACUACCAAAGCCUCAGCUGACUUGUUUGUCAUUGGUGGGUACUUGUAAAAAUACUGCGUAAUUUGUUUAUUGCUGUCUCCUGUGUCUAAUAGAAAACGAUAGAUAUGCUGACACUGUUAUUUUUCUUUCAACAGAGAAACUCAGAAUCAUCACACCCAUCAAGGAUUCGCAAGUGAAGGAAGGACAGGAGAUUGUAUUCAACUGUGAGGUGAAUACUGAGGGAGCUAAAGCUAAGUGGCUGAAGAAUGAGGAGACCAUGUUUGAGAGCAGCAAGUUCGUCAUGAUCCAGAAAGACAACGUGUUCUCUCUGAGGAUCAAGGGUGCUCAGAAGGCAGAUGAAGCCACUUAUACUAUUACAUUGACAAAUCACCGUGGUGAACAUGCCAAGAGCGAUGCCAAUGCCAAAGUACAAGGUAAAUACAGUAACAUAUUUAAUUUUGCUGGAUACAAAUGCUGUAAGAUGUUAUUGAUGAACUAACUUGUCUAUCAUGUGAAUUCACAGAGGAGAAGCUCAAGAUUAUUGAGCCUCUUGAGGACUGUGAGACACAAGAGAAGAAGACCAUCAGCUUCACUUGCAAGGUGAACAGACCUGAUAUCACCAUCAAAUGGAUGAAGGCUGGUCAGGAGAUCACCAUGAGCAAACGCAUCAUGUACCGUAUGGAGAAAGAUAAGCACACACUAACCAUCAAGGACUGCGUCAUGGACGAUGAGGGUGAAUACACCGCCAUGGCUGGUGAUGACAAGUGCACUGCCGAGCUGAUCCUCAACGAAGCUCCCACUGACUUCUCCACACCACUCAAAGACCAGACAAUCACUGAGUUUGAGGAUGCUGAGUUUACUUGCAAGCUGUCUAAAGAGAAGGCUGCCGUUAAAUGGUACAGGAAUGGUCGUGAGAUCAGAGAGGGACCCAGGUACAAAUUUCCCAUUGACUGAAUGGUUGUGUAUUGAUAAGGUUGAAUAAGAAUUGAUAAGAAUUGAACAGAAAGGUCUGAAAAAGUGAUCUUGCUUAUGUUUUGACAGAUACUCGUUUGAGAAAGAUGGCAGGAUUUGCAAACUCAAGAUCAAGAAGUGCAGACCAGACGACGAGUGUGAAUAUGCCUGCAGCGUGGAAGACAGGCGAUCCAGGGCCCGCCUCUUUGUUGAAGGUAAGUUCAUUUUCUAAUACUUUCUAAUACACAAUCACAGCUUUGGGAGAUUCGUUAUCCUGACAUAUUAAGUUGUUCUUUCUCACAGAGACCCCAGUUGAGAUCGUCAGACCACCUCAGGAUGUGUUUGAGCCUCCAGGCUCAGAUAUUGUGUUCGAGGUGGAGCUCAACAAAGACAGAGUUGAGGUCAAAUGGAUGAGGAACAACAUGAUCAUCGUCCAGGGUGACAAAUACCAGAUGAUGAGCGAGGGCAAGGUCCACAGACUCCAGGUGUGUGAGGUCAGGCCUCGUGACCAGGGAGAGUACAGAGUCGUUGCCAAGGAGAAGGAUGCCAGAGCCAAGCUGGAACUGGCAGGUAUGUCAGAGUCACCAUCCUGAACUCUUGAACACUUCUCUGUGUAAACGGUUGUUUUGUAUUCACACUUGUAAUUUUCCAUCACAGCUGUGCCAAAGAUCAAGACUACUGAUCAGAACCUGGUCACAGACGCUGGAAAGCCUUUCGUCAUGGCGAUCCCCUACGAUGCCUAUCCUCGUGCAGAGGCUGAGUGGUUCUUCAACACCGUUAGCCUGCCAGUGCAGAACAUUGACACCUCCGCAGACAAGACAGAGUACAGGCUGAAGAGCCCCAAGAAGACAGAUCAGGGCAGGUACAAGAUCGUCAUCAAGAACAAACACGGACAGGGAGAGGCAUUCAUCAAUCUGGAUGUUAUCGGUAAGUCUAGGACUGUCAUGGUGCUACUCUUUUUGAAAAUCAUCUAAUGGAUUACAGUAGUAAGAUAUUUCAGGAUGCUUGACAAUUUGGUCAUUAAUGUUUUUGUGAUCUCUAGAUGUCCCUGGACCUGUGAAGAACCUCAAAGUGGUUGACACCGCCGAUGGUGAGGUCAGCCUGGCCUGGGAAGAGCCAGAGAGUGAUGGUGGCAGCAAGAUCGUUGCAUACGUGGUGGAGAGGCGUGACAUCAAGCGCAAGACAUGGACUCUUGCCACUGACCGGGCUGACGCUCCAGAAUACUCUGUUAGCGGUCUCCAGAGGGACAACAAGUACCUCUUCAGAGUAUGUGCUCGUAACAGAGUGGGCAGUGGCCCCACUGUGGAGACAGACGAAGCUGUCCAGGCCAAGAAUAAGUUUGGUAAGCAAUACUUGACAUCUACAAAUGCAUGAAUUUUCUCAAUACUAAGUACAACUGUACUGUGAUGUCCUAUGACCAUUAUAGCAUCAAAAGCAUAACAAAUAACCAGCUUUAAAAAAAAACUUUCUCUCUGUUUUUACUUCAGAUGUGCCAGAGGCACCUGAGGACGUUGUGGUUGGCAUCGUGAACAGGUUUGGAGCCACCAUCUCCUGGGAAAAACCAAAGUCUGAUGGCGGAUCUGACAUCACCUCCUACAUCAUUGAGUUCCGUGACAGGACCUCUGUGAGCUGGGAGGUGGCUAUGAUCGCCAAGGCUCAGGACCGCACAGUCACUCUCACUGAUGUCGUUGAGAAUAAGGAAUACAUCUUCCGUGUCAAAGCCGAAAACAAGGCUGGCAUUGGCAAACCAAGUGCUGCCACCGAUCCAGUUAAGAUCAUGGACCCCAUUGGUGAGUCAAGAUAAUGUUGUUCUGACCUACUGAAAAUGUUUAUGUGGCAUAGAUAACAGUCGCUCUGGAUAAGAGCGUCUGCUAAAUGAUGUAAAUGUAAUGAACACUUUUAAAUUAAUAUUCAUUCCUAUUACAGAGAAACCAAGCCCACCAUUGAACUUCAACUACACUGACCAGACCAAGAACUCUGUCCAGCUGACAUGGGAGACCCCCGCCAGCAAUGGAGGAAGCAUGAUCACUGGCUACAUUAUUCAGAAGUGUGAGGAUGGAACAGACAAGUGGCUCAGAUGCAAUGCCAGGCUCUGUCAGGACCUUAACUACAAGGUAUUUGCCACUUUCUUUUUUCAAGCAGUGAAAUUUGCUUGUUCCCAGUCUGUUCAAUUUGUAUUGUCAUUUGUAUUGAUUCCCCUGCCUCAUUACAUUGUACUGAUUGACUUUUGUUGUUGUCCUAGGUAUCUGGACUGAAGCAGGGGAUGAAGUACCACUACAGAGUGUGCGCAGAGAACGCAGCCGGAGUUUCAGAUCCAGCUGAUAAGCUUGGACCGCUCUUGGCAGACGAUUGUCAUGGUGUGUUGUUAUUCAACGUUAACUUAAAACUGAGAAAACAGAUACUAGAACUUAAUUUGGUUUAAAAAAUAAAUACAAAAUCCAAACAUGUAAUGUGGUUGUAAACAUAGUUUUUUUUUCGUUUUAGUUGGACCUUCCAUGGAUCUCAGUGGAUUUAAGGAUGGCCUGGAGGUCAUUGUUCCUCAUCCACUUGUUAUCCGCGUCCCUCUUCUUGGAUAUCCCACACCCACCGCCAAGUGGAGCUGUGGUGAUAAAGAGCUCACUGCUGGUGACCGUGUGUCCAUGGUUACAAGAAGCACCUACACAGAACUGACAGUUGCUCCAAGUGUGCGUCCAGACAAAGGCACAUACACUCUGCACCUGGAGAAUGAUGUUACCAGUGCCUUUGGAGAAAUUGAAGUAAAUGUUAUUGGUAAGUGAUACCCUUGUGAUGAAAAAACAACUAGUCUUCAUGUUACCAACUUAAAUAAUAUGUUACAGCCCUCUCACCAUGUUGUAGAACUGGCAGUAUUUACUAAUUAUUUGCUAUUUUUGUUUAGCAUCCCCAAGUGCACCCAAAGACUUCAAGGUUUCCGAGGUGACAAGACACCAUGUGCACCUGAUGUGGGAGGCACCAGAGCAUGACGGAGGAAGCCCAGUUAUUGGCUACCAAAUUGAAAAGAAGGAAGUGUCCCGCAAGACCUGGGUCAAGGUAUAUCUUAUGAGUACACUUGGAAUUACAAAUUAGUGUUCCUAUAACCAUAACCACUAAGGAAUAAAUGUGUCUAUAUGUAUAUGCUCUCCAUUCAUCCUAUCACUAACUUAUAUUGUGAUUACUUUUUCAGGUUUGCAUGGGUGUACAGGACCUGGAGUUCACUGUGGCAGAUGUCAUUGAAGGCAAAGAGUAUUUGUUCAGUGUUACUGCUAUCAACAAGUGUGGCCCAGGAGAGCCUGCCUACAUUGACGAGCCAGUCAACGUGUCCUCCCCUGCCAGUGAGUACUUAUUCUUCUCAGAGACUGAUAACAGUAACAAAUGUUUUUGUACACUUAAACUAAAUCAUACACAAUCUCUACCACGAUCGGAAAAUGUAAACCAUGUGUUUGUUCACAGCUGUGCCGGAUCCACCUGAGAACCUGAAAUGGAGAGACAAGUCAGGAAAGGGCAUCUUCCUGUACUGGGAGCCACCCAAGUACGACGGCGGAGCGUCAAUCAAGAGCUACGUUGUAGACAAAUGCCAGCGUGGCACAGACAAGUGGGAGCCAUGUGGAGACCCACUGCCUGAGCUGAAGUAAGAUCCUAAUCUCUAUCAUUGUUACUCUAAAUUAGUGUUGUACUAAGCCUGAGAUUCAAUCAGAUUUAGAUUUCUGGAUAAUGUACAUUUCCUGAUAGUUUUUAUUUAUUUCAGAAGUGUGUUUAAUUUGCAAUUGAACCCCAUGCUGAAUCUUUUCAGUGACUAAAUAAUACUAAAACUGACAGUUAAUCAUGUUCUAUUAACAAUGGAAGGGAGAAUACGUAUUUUCUCAGUUUAACUGGAUUGUUGGUUCCCUUUAGAUUCCAGGUGACAGGUCUGAUUGAGGGACAGUGGUAUGCCUACCGUGUGAGGGCCGUCAACAGGCUGGGAGCCAGCAAUCCCUGCAGGGCUACAGAUGAGAUCCUGGCUGUUGAUCCUAAAGGUAAUGUAUAUAAUCAUGAUAAUAAUACGUAGGAUUUACAUAGCUAUUUUCUGAAACCUAAAGACACGUGUCCUGAGUUACAAACUCUCAUUGGUUUGUUGCAGAAAUCUCACUUUGUUUCCAAUUGAUCCCAACAGAGCCUCCAGAGAUUCAACUGGACGUGAAGUUGCUGGCUGGUUUGACAGCCAGAGCCGGAACCAAGAUUGAGCUUCCAGCUGAUAUUGUUGGAAAGCCCGAACCCAAGGUAAAAUGGACCAAGGCUGACCUGGUCCUGAAGGGAGAUGAUCGCAUCACCAUCAAUACCAAGACGGGAAACUCCACUUUGUCUUUCGCCAAAACCGUCAGAGAAGACACAUCUACCUACAUCAUUGAGGCAGUCAACAGCAGUGGUCGUGCUACCGCAACUGUUGAUGUCAACAUUCUUGGUACGAUAUAUUUUUUCCCCUAUUUAAUUUUUUUAUUUAAUUUUUUUAUUUAACCUUUAUUUAACUAGGCAAGUCAGUUAAGAACAAAUUCUUAUUUACAAUGACGGCCUACUAAAAGGCAAAAGGCCUCCUGCGGGGACGGGGGCUGGAAUAAAAAAUAAAAAUAUAGGACAAAACACACAUCACGACAAGAGAGACACCACAACACUACAUAAAGAGAGACCUAAGACAACAGCAUAGCAUGGCAGCAACACAUGACAACACAGCAUGGUAGCAACACCACAUGACAACAUGGUAGCAACACAACAUGGCAGCAGCACAACAUGGUAUCAGCACAAAACAUGGUACAAACAUUAUUGGGCACAGACAACAGCACAAAGGCAAGAAGGUAGAGACAACAAUACAUCACGUGAAGCAGCCACAACUGUCAGUAAGAGUGUCCAUGAUUGAGUCUUUGAAUGAAGAGAUGAAGAUAAAACUGUCCAGUUUGAGUGUUUUUUGCAGCUUGUUCCAGUCGCUAGCUGCAGCGAACUAAAAAAAGGAGUGACCCAGGGAUGUGUGUGCUUUGGGGACCUUUAACAGAAUUAGACUGGCAGAACGGGUGUUGUAUGUGGAGGAUGAGGGCUGCAGUAGGUAUCUCAGAUAGGGGGGAGUGAGGCCUAAGAUGGUUUUAUAAAUAAGCAUCACCCAGUGGGUCUUGCGACAGGUAUAUAGAGAUGACCAGUUUACAGAGGAGUAUAGAGUGCAGUGAUGUGUUCUAUAAAGAGCAUUGGUGGCUAAUCUGAUAGCCGAAUGGUAAAGAACAUCUAGCUGCUCGAGAGCACCCUUACCUGCCGAUCUAUAAAUUACAUCUCCGUAAUCUAGCAUGGGUAGGAAGUUCAUCUGAAUCAGUUAGUUUGGCACGUCCAGUUCAAUCUCUGGAGGCUCUGUUGGGAUCAAUUGGAAACAAAGUGAUAGGAAUCCUGAUUUAAUGAAGUGGUAAUUAAAGAGUUCAGCCACAUCAUCAACAUUAAGGGACAUGGGGAGCUGUGAGGAGGAGGGUAUAUUCUCUAGGUCUUUAACGUUUUCCAGAACUUCUUGGGGUUAGACCCACGGAGAGAGAACUGCUCCUUAAAGUAACUAACUUUGGCCUUCCGGAUAGCCUGAGUGCACUUAUUUCUAAUUUGCCUGAACGAGAGCCUGUCAGCCUGAGUAUGAAUGUGCCCAGCCUUUCGCCAAAUGGAAUUCUUGAGGUGGAGUAACUCUGCUAGAUCAUGGUCGAACCAGGGGCUGAACCUGUUAUUAAUUCUCAUUUUCUUUGGGGCCUCCCGAGUGGCGCAGUGGUCUAAGGCACUGCAACGCAGUGCUAGAGGCGUCACUACAGAUCCGUGUUCAAUCCCGGGCUGUGUCACGGCCGGCCGUGAUCAGGAGACCCAUGAGGCGGCGCACAAUUGGCCCAGCGUCGUCCGGGUUAGUGGAGGGUUUGGCCGGCUGGGAUGUCCUUGUCCCAUCGCGCUCUAGCGACUCCUUGUGGCGGCCGGGCGCAUGCACGCUGGCUUCGGCUGGCUUCGGCUGGCUUCCGGGUUAAACGAUUAGUGUGUCAAGAAGCAGUGCGGCUUGGCGGUGUCGUGUUUUGGAGGACGCAUGGCUCUCGACCUUCGCCUCUCCCGAGUCCGUACGGGAGUUGCAGCAAUGGGACAAGGCUGUAACUACCAAUUGGAUAUCACGAAAUUGGGGAGAAAAAGCGGUAAAAACACAAUCCCCCCCCAGAAAAUACUAUAUCUAUUUGUCUUUAUGGGGGCGUGUUUGUUAACAAUACCACAGAAAAUAUAAAAAAAAGAAGGUCCAAGCGUCUUCGACAGAGGGGAUCAAGCUGAUUCUAUACCAAUUUACAGAGGCCAGGUCAUGAAGGAAGGCUUGCUUGCUCAUUUACGUUUUCUAGCAAGCGUCUAUGACAAAUCAGGACAGGCCGUUUCACUGAGCAGCCAUUACGAACACAGGCUGUAAAACAGUGAUCACUAAGGUCAUUACAGAAAACGCCAGACUGAUACCUAUCAGGAUUAUUUGUGAGGAUAACAUCAAGGAGUAGCCUAUUCUGGGUGUUUGGAGUCAUACCUUGUGGGAUUGGUAAUAAUCUGAGAAGGAUUUAGGGAGUCCCAUUGCUUUAUGACUUGGUCAGGUGGUUUAAGCAUGUCCCAGUUUAGGUCACCUAGCAGGACAAAUUCAGACUUAGUGUAACGGGCCAGGAGAGAGUUUCGGGCAGGUAGGGUACAGGCCAGUGCUGAUGGUUGACGAUGACACCUAGCAACAGUCAACAAAUAGCUAUUUGAAAGUUGAAUGUUUAAAACCAGCAAAUCAAAUUGUUUGGGGACAGACUUGGUGGAGACAACCGAGCACUGAAGGUGUUCCUUGGUAAAGAUUGCCACUCCACCACCAGAAGGUUAUAACCAGAAAGGCUAACAUCAGUGUUCAAAACACUCUUUCUUAACCACGUCUCAGUAAUGACCAACACAUCUGAAUGUCAAUAUAAUACAUCUGAAAAAAUAUAAUUAAUUUACAACUUUGGAACAAUUAAUCAAUAUUUAUUUUAAUGUUCUUCCAUAUUUAAAAAAAUGUAUGUUCAUAACAAUAUGUUAAUGUCACCCAAUAGAUAAGCCUGGUCCUCCAGCUGCGUUUGAUAUCUCUGAGAUCACCAACCACUCCUGCUACCUGGCCUGGAACCCUCCCAGAGACGACGGAGGUUCUGUCGUCACCAACUACAUCGUGGAGCUCAGACCCUUCGAAAAAGAGGAGUGGACCAAACUGUCAUCCACUGUGAAACAAACCACCUUCAAUGCCACCAAACUCACCCCUCUGAAGGAAUACGUCUUCAGAGUGCAGGCUGAGAACCAGUACGGCAUCGGCGCCCCUAAUGAGCAUGUGCCAAUCAUUGCCAAAUACUCCUUUGGUACGUUAUCUACUAUCUUACAUUUAUGUUGUCAAUGUAAUAUACUUUAUAUGCUGUAAUUAAUUAAACAUAGUCCUCUGUUCUAUUAUGACAUUAUAUAUGUGUUGCUGUUGUCUUUUAGAUCCUCCUGGUGCUCCAUCCAGAUUGCAGCCCUCUGAUAUUGCUAAGGACUCUCUGACUCUGACAUGGUAUGAACCUGAUGAGGAUGGUGGCAGUCCUAUCACUGGGUACUGGAUCGAGAGGUUCGACCCAGAAAAUGACAAAUGGAUCAGAUGCAACAAGCUGCCCAUCAAGGACAUCACCUUCAGGUACAGUUGGCCUGUUUAGGUUCUAUAAUUAUACUAUAAUAUAAUAUACUAUAGUUAACUAUUAUAUUUCCUUUUUUCGAUUUUGUAUGUGUAUAUCCACAGUCUUAUCAAAUAUGUCUAUACGUUAAUUUCAGGGUGAAGGGCCUGCCUACCAAGAAGAAGUACAGGUUCCGUGUCUUGGCCGAGAAUCUUGCAGGACCAGGAAAACCAAGCACUGAGACUGAUCCAGUCUUGGUCAAGGAUCCAAUUGGUAUGUUGUGUUAUAUAGAUAAUUUAGUUAUAUUCUUUUCAUACAUGAAAAAGAUAACUAUAUCAUUUCAAGAAAACAUGCAAAAUAAGAAAUCUUCAUAAACUUGUCAUUUUACUUGUAUUCCAGAUCCUCCAUGGGCUCCUGGCAAACCCUUCAUCAGAGAAAUAGCUAAGACAUCUGCCUCCCUGCAAUGGACCAGGCCAGAGCACGAUGGUGGUGCCAAGAUCGAGGGCUACAUCAUUGAGUUCCUGAAGACUGGCACCGAAGCAUGGAUCAGAGCAGCAGAGGAUGUGCCCCAGACUGAGCACUUCCUGAAGGGUUUGAUGGAGAAACAGGAGUACUCCUUCAGAGUCAAGGCCGUCAACUGCGCAGGAGAGAGUGAGCCCAGUGACCCAAGCGAUCCUGUGGUCUGCAAGGAAAGACUCUGUAAGUCAUGAUGCUCAACUCCCUCAAUUAGGCUUAGAGCAGGGUUCCCCAACUGGUGGCCCGCUGGCCGAAUUUGAUCAUGGGUGAUUUUAUUUGGCCCCCCUAGUUUGAUGAAAAAUAAAAGACUGUAAAAACAUCAGCAAAUCAGCUCCAAAGUAUUCCCAGGCAUAAUAGAGAGAUAUAUGUGAUCAUAUACAAAUGUAAGCAAGGUUUGAAAUUAUUAUGUUUUAGUGAAAUAUUAUAUCUGUUUGGUCUUCUUGCGGUGACAUUGCAGUCUCCAAAUUAUUUGUAAUUAUGUUCCGGCCCCCUGACCAUCCGCUCAAGAAAAAAUCAAGCCGCGGCUGAAUCUAGUUGAUGAUUCCUGGCUUAGAGAGACAAUACCAGUUUGAUUAAUAUUUGGAAUUGGAAAUUAUAUGAGCUUCAUUAUGCCUUUUCUAUUCAACAGAUCCUCCAUCACCUCCUCAAUGGCUUGAGGUGACCAACAUCACAAAGAUCAACGCUGACCUGAAGUGGCAGGCUCCUGACAACGAUGGUGGCUCUCCAAUCACCAACUACGUUGUUGAGAAGAGGGACGUCAGGCGUAAGACCUGGACUGCAGUGGACACCACUGUGAAGGAGCUGAAGUACACUGUCACUCCACUGAACGAGGGCUCUCUCUAUGUGUUCCGUGUGGCUGCUGAGAACGCAGUAGGACAGAGUGAUUACUGUGAACUGGAAGACUCUGUUUUGGCUAAAGAUACUUUCAGUACGUUUCUAUCCUAUCCCGCUUCAGUCAUUCUGUUGUUGGUGUAAUAGCUUUAAACAUGGAGAAUUAAAGUCAAUGGAGUAGUUCUUACAACUUAUAAACUUUGCUUUCAUCUUUUUCCUUCCAGCCACUCCUGGGCCACCCUAUGCCUUGACUAUUGUGGAGGUGUCCAAGAGACACGUUGAACUGAAAUGGGAAGCUCCAAAGAGUAAUGGUGGGAGACCCAUUACAAAGUAAGUGAAUAACAAACUUGUAACUGUCUGUCAGGUGUCAGUGUGCAGCGGUAGGACGGAGUCAGGCGUAGGACACAGAACUGAGUAAUAGACGAACUUUACUCAAAAAACAACAAAUCUAAUUUCCACGCAGGGAAAUACAUCAGCUCACAGCAGUAUAAACACCAAACAAAGAACAAUCACGCACAACACCAUGAGGGAACCAGAGGGUUAAAUAGGGAAACAAAUUAACGUGAUGGGAACCAGGUGUGUAUAAUACAGACAAAACAAAUGGAAAACAGAAACGUAGAUCGGUGGCAGCUAGAAAGCCGGUGACGACGACCGCCGAUAGCCACCCGCACAAGGAGAGGCACCAACUUCAGCGGAUGUCGUGACAGUACCCCCCCUUGACGCGCGGCUCCAGCAGUGCGGCGACACCGACCUCGGGGACGACCCGGAGGACGAGGCGCAGGACGAUCUGGGUGGAGACUCCAGAUUGCGGUGGUCAGUCAAAAUGAGGAAAGGGUGUUUAGCCCCCUCAAGCCAAUGUCUCCACGCCUUCAGAGCCUUGACAACAGCUAACAGCUCCCGGUCCCCCAUAUCAUAGUUUUGCUCCGCCGGGCUGAGCUUCUUCGAAAAGAAAGCACAGGGGCGGAGCUUUGGUGGCGUACCCGAGCGCUGAGACAGCACAGCUCCUAUCCCAGCCUCGGACACGUCCACCUCUACUAUGAAUGCUAAGGAGGGAUCCGGAUGAGCCAGCACGGGAGCCGAAGUAAACAGAGCCUUCAGGUGACCAAAAGCCCUGUCCGCCCCAGCUGACCACUGCAGUCGCACCGGUCCCCCUUUCAGCAAGGAGGUAAUGGGAGCCGCUACCUGACCAAAGCCCCGGAUAAACCUCCGGUAGUAGUUGGCAAACCCUAAGAACCGCUGCACUUCCUUUACCGUGGUUGGAGUCGGCCAAUUACGCACGGCUGAAAUGCGGUCAUUCUCCAUCUCCACCCCUGAUGCGGACAGGCGGUGCCCUAGAAAGGAGACGGACUGUUGGAGGAACAGACAUUUCUCAGCCUUGACGUACAGAUCAUGCUCCAACAGUCGACCAAGCACCUUGCGCACCAGGGACACAUGCUCGGCGCGUGUAGCGGAGUAUAUGAGAAUGUCAUCUAUAUACACCACUACACCCUGCCCGUGCAGGUCCCUGAAGAUCUCUUCUACAAAGGAUUGGAAGACUGAUGGAGCAUUCAUCAACCCGUACGGCAUGACGAGGUACUGAUAGUGCCCAGAGGUGGUACUAAAUGCCGUCUUCCACUCAUCCCCCUCCCGGAUACGCACCAGGUUGUACGCGCUCCUGAGAUCCAGUUUUGUGAAGAAGCGCGCCCCGUGCAAUGACUCGGUCACACUGGCUAUGAGAGGCAACGGGUAACUGAACUUCACCGUGAUCUGAUUUAUACCCCGAUAGUCAAUGCACGGGCGUAAACCUCCAUCCUUCUACUUCACAAAAAAGAAACUCAAGGAGGCAGGUGAAGUGGAAGGCCAAAUGUAUCCCUGUCCCAGAGAUUCGGAGACAUAUGUUUCCAUAGCCGCCGUCUCCUCCUGUGACAGAGGAUACACGUGACUCCUGGGAAGUGCUGCGUCUACCUGGAGAUUUAUCGCACAAUCCCCCCGUCGAUGGGGUGGUAAUUGAGUCGCCUUCUUUUUACAGAAGGUGAGAGCCAAAUCGGCAUAUUCAGGGGGAAUGUGCAUGGGGGAGACCUGGUUUGGACUUUCCACCGAAGUUGCACCUACGGAAACACCUACACACCUCCCUGAGCACUGACGUGACCAUCCCUUCAGAGCCCUCUGUUGCCACGAAAUAGUGGGGUCAUGAUGGGCCAACCAGGGAAGCCCCAACACCACAGGAAACGCAGGAGAAUCAAUCAGGAAGAGACUAAUGCUCUCCUCAUGACCCUCCUGCGUUAUCAUACAUAGUGGAGCUGUGACCUCCCUAAUCAGGCCCGAUCCUAAAGGAUGACUAUUUAAGGCAUGUACAGGAAAGGGCACAUCAACAGGAACAAUAGGGAUCCCUAAUCUAAGUGCAAAUGCACGGUCAAUAAAGUUCCCAGCUGCGCCUGAAUCUACUAGCGCCUUAUGCUGGGAAUGCGGGGAAAACUCCGGAAACUUUAUACAGACAUACAUGUGCGCAACAGGGAGCUCUGGGUGAGUCGGUGCCUACUCACCUGGGAUGAUCCACCAGUGCCCUGCCUGCUGCCUCACCUCCCUGGGGAACCUCCCCAGCACCGACCAGCAGUGUGCCCUCUGCGGCCACACUUGGUGCAGGAAACGCCCCCCCCUCCCGUCACCCUUAGAGCAGCACCUCCGAGCUCCAUAGGGGUAGGGUCGGAGGUGCUGGGAGAUGGAAUGGACGGACCCUGAUCCGGACGUCCACGGGUGGCCAACAGGCUAUUCAGCCGGAUGGAUAAAUCCACCAGCUGGUCGAGUGUAAGUGUGGUGUCCCUGCAGGCCAGCUCCCGACGAACGUCCUCCCGUAGACUACACUGGUAAUGGUCGAUCAGUGCCCUCUCAUUCUAUCCCCUGCUGGCAGCCAGGGUCCUGAAGUCCAGAGCGAAGUCCUGUGCGCUCCUCUUCCCCUGUCUGAGAUGGAACAAGCGUUCCCCCACCGCUCUCCCCUCAGGCGGAUGAUCAAAGACCGCCCGGAAACGGCGGGUGAAAUCCUCGUAGCGAACCAACGUAGCGUCUAUCCCUCCCCAUUCAGCGUUGGCCCAUUCCAGCGCUUUCCCCGACAAACAGGAGACGAGGGCAGACACUCUCUCGUAACCCGAGGGAGCCGGGUGGACGGUCGCCAGGUAGAGCUCUACCUGGAGCAGGAACCCCUGGCACCCGGAAGCCGUCUCAUCAUAGGCCUUCGGGAGCGAGAGCCGAAUUCCACUGGGUCCAGGUAACGGAGGGGUGGACAGCGGUGUGGGUUGAGGUGAAGUUGAUGGGGUUGUGGGAAAACCCUCUCUCUCCCAUCGCUCCAUGGUGUGCAGCACGCGAUCCAUGGCUGUGCCCAGAUUGUGGAGCAUCGUCGCAUGCUGCUGGAUGCGCUCCUCCACCGGUAACGGAGGAUUGGGUGCACCUGCUGACUCAAUAUGUGGGGCGUGAUUCUGUCAGGUGUCAGUGUGCAGCAGUAGGACGGAGUCAGGCGCAGGACACAGAACUGAGUAAUAGACAAACUUUACUCGAAAAACAACAAAUCUAAUUUCCACGCAGGGAAAUACAUCAGCUCACAGCAGUAUAAACACCAAACAAAGAACAAUCACGCACAACACCAUGAGGGAACCAGAGGGUUAAAUAGGGAACCAGAUUAACGUGAUGGGAACCAGGUGUGUACAAUACAGACAAAACAAAUGGAAAACAGAAACGUAGAUCGGUGGCAGCUAGAAGGCCGGUGACGACGACCGCCGAUAGCCGCCCGCACAAGGAGAGGCACCAACUUCGGCGGAAGUCGUGACAUUGUCUAUAUGUUUGUCAUGACAGUGAUUUUGUAUUUAAGUAAUUUUAAACCGUUUAAAAAUAAUACAUACCAUUUGCUUUCUAGGUACGUCAUUGAGAAGAAAGAGAAACUUGGAACCCGCUGGGUGAAGUCUGGAAAGACUCCCGACGCUCUGUGCACCUACAAAGUCACAGAUGUGGAUGAGGGCACUGAGGUUCAGUUCCAGGUCCGUGCUGAGAAUGAGGCUGGUGUUGGACACCCUAGUGAACCAACAGAAGUAGUCACCAUUGAGGAUGCUACAAGUGAGUUGUCUGUUACAUUCUCAAUGUAUAUUCAUGUUAUACUGUAGUAUGAUUAUUUAGUAUAACUUUGUCUUGGCAUGGCAAAGGCAAUCACUAUUAGGAAGGAAAAGGUGCAACUCUUGCUCACACCUCAAGACACCUCGUCUCACGUUGGUUGAGUGCCUUCUACUACUUUUCAAAGGCAACCAAUAUGAAUAAUGUAUUUCUUCUUCUUCCCAGGUCCACCAUCUCCUCCUGUUGACUUGGUCAUAGUUGGUGCCAGCAGAGAGCAUAUCAACAUUACCUGGAAUGUACCAUUGAAGAAUGGAGGGAGCCCCAUCACAGGAUACCAUGUUGAGCUCCGUGAGGCUAAAGCUGAGAAGUGGAUGAGAAUCAACACUCGCCCAGUCAAGGAGCUCAAAUACAAAGCAGAGGAAAGCAUCAAGCCAGAGAAACAAUAUGUUCUGAGAGUCCGUGCCAUCAACUCUAUUGGUGUCAGCGAUCCUUCUGCCAUUUCUGAGAAGGUCUUUGCCAAGGAUCCAGACUGUAAGCAUACUUACCAUACCCCAAAGUGUCAAAUGAAAAUAAAUGUAAUGCCACUUAUUGAAAAUAAAUGGGAAGUAAAAUAUACAUCUCUUUAUCCCCUCUCUAAGGUAUUCCUACUAUGGAUAUGGAGGCCCUAGACAUUGUAGUGGUUGAGGGUGACAAGCUGCAUAUCAACAUCCCAUACACGGCCAUCCCCAAACCAGAGAUGGUCUGGAGCAAAUUCCACACAGAUACUGCCUCUGGCACAAAGUUACAGAAUGACGACAGACUGUUGAUGACUUGUGAGCUCAACAGCGUCCACCUGGAAGUGAUGAAGUGUGUGCAUGAUGAUGCUGGAGAAUACUCUGUCACUCUGGAGAACGCGAUCGGAACAGCCACCAGAAUCAUCAACGUUAAAGUUAUUGGUAAGAUUCACAUAAAGUUUUCACUUUAAUUCUUCACUGUGAAAAUAUUUGGUGUUAAAACAGACUGUAUAGCAUAUUCUGCGUUAUAUUCACAGGUCUGCCCGGCCAAUGCAAGGACAUCAAUGCGGAUGAGAUCACUAAGAACUCCUGCAAGCUGACAUGGGAGGCUCCAGAGAGUGAUGGUGGUACUCCUAUUCUCCACUACGUUCUGGAGCGUAGAGGGGCUUCUAAUAAGACUUUCAGGCCUCUGAUGUCAGGAGAAAACAUCCUGACCUACCAAGUCAACGAUCUCAAGCUGAACGAAGAGUAUCACUUCCGGGUCAAGGCCGUCAACAAGGUCGGCUCUGGGCUAUUCCUGGAGCUCCGCAACCCUGUCAUCACUAUGGAAGUGAAACGUAAGAGUUCUGGAACACUUUCCAACUUUUCACAGUUGGUUAAAAUUGCUUGAUAGUUUCUUCACCACCUUUUUUAAAGGAGCAGGAAUGCAUUAUAUAGGAGAAUGUGUUGGAUGUAUGAACCCAUCUAGGCUCCAUGGAUUAUGGAUUGCAGAGAUAUGUAUUGAUGUUAUUUUUCCUGUUUUGUUAUUUACAGAGAAACCAGAUCCACCCAUUGAUGUUGAGGCUCAUGAUCCAACCGACAACUCUAUCACACUGACCUGGAAACCACCAGUGUCUGACGGGGGUUGCGCCAUCACUGGCUACAUCCUGGAAAGCAUUGAGAAGGAUGGUGAUAGAUUCCAGAGAAUCAACCCAUCCCUGGUGCCUGGUUUCACGUAUGUGGUGAAGGAUCUGAACGAAGGCAAAGAGUAUCAGUUCCGUGUUCGCGCUGAGAACGCUGCUGGAGUCAGUGAGCCAUCUCGCAGCACUCCACUGACCAUGAUCGCUGCUCCCAUUGGUAUGGCUACCUUUUUGACAUUGUUUGUUUCAUUUUUGUUUGUUAUUUGUUCUGUAUUGUAAAACGCCUUUUGGGUCCUUGAAAAGCGCUCCAAAUGGACUCCAUGAAGUUCAUUAGCGUCUGAUGUACACCAAUUUGAAAGAUCAAUGGCUAGAUUCUAUCAGAUCCGUGCUAGACAACACCCACAUAGCGGUUGUUUUACCGGUGUCGGAGAUGGAACUGCGUUAGAGCUGUGAAAUUCACAAGCAGCUCCUUGUUACCUUAUCGUGGAAACUGCCAUUGGAUUCAACAAAAACCACACCCAACUUUAUAUCCGACAAAUCCCAUGCAUCCGCGUUAGAAGUUCAUGCAGCUGCGUUACAAGUUCAAACACACUAAUGCGUGAUGUUCUAUUGUCUACACCUCGAUUAGACUGAUAGGCUAUAAAUCCCCCCAUCCAAAUGAACAUGAAAACAUGUAUUAGCCUGUCAUUAUCUCUGUCAUCGAUAGAGCCUAUACUAUAUUGCUGUUUUGAACUUCUAAUGCAGUAUAGGGAUAAUAAGGAAGGGAGUGGUUGGUGACACACAAGAGCAGCUGCUCACUGAUUGGUCAGCUCAUAUCACAGUUACACCUCCAACACGCUAUGUGGAUGUCUGACUGAAUUCAGGCCGAAGUGUACGUCUAAUAAUAACAUGUAGUUUAACCCAUAAAAAUAGAAUGAAUAGAACAGGCUUGGAAGCUCUAACCCUGGCAAUGUGACUGGUAAACUCAUGGGUACACUCACAAUGGCUGCCUGGUCUUGUGAUGCAAUCAUUUCAGUUGAGUUGACUCAACAAAUCACAGCACAGAUUGAAGGGUACAUUUCCUGCUUUUACUUCCUGACAUGGGUACACUCAAAAUGGCUACCAGUUUACCCAUUAUGCCAUCAUUGACUUGAAUGGGGACACCCAUUCUAUUCAAUCGAUGUAUAUGGUUUAGCCUUUAUGUUGUCUGUUUCAGAAAAACCCAAGGUGUCCCUCCAUGCUCGCCUGCAGCCCGGCCUGUGCAUCAGGAAGGGAGAAGAGAUCCGCCUGGACGCCUACAUCUCUGGCGCCCCAUACCCAACUGUCACCUGGCUCAGAAACAAUGAAGACGUCAAGAAGGUACCAGAGAAGAAGCCAGUACAGCCUAUUCUGAAGAAGAAGAAGGGGGGCAAGGUUGAACCUGAAGAACCUGAGGUGUUUGUAACCCCUCUCCAUGAGCGUCUUUCCUAUGGUGUAAAGAAGGGCGAGACCUCAAUCACGGUGCGAGACUCCAUCAGAACUGACCACGGUCGCUUCUGCAUCCAGGUCGAGAACUCUCAUGGCGUUGCAACUGCAUACUGUGACGUCAACGUCCUUGGUAAGCCAAUGGUCCUCAUCACAAUCUAUUUUCAGGCAUUUUUGAGAACUAUACUUACUUAAUAAUUUUUCUCCUAAGCCAUCAACAACAGUUUUGACAUUCUCUUUUCUAUGAUUUGUACAGAUAAGCCUGGUCCUCCAGUGAACUUUGUCUUUGAGGAGAUCAGGGACACCUCUGUCAUCUGCAAGUUCGACCCUCCUCUUGACGAUGGUGGCAGUGAGAUCCUGAACUACAUCCUUGAGAAGAAAGACAACAAGAACGAAGAUAUCGGAUGGAUCACGGUAACUUCAACCCUCAAGGUUUGCAACUAUCCUGUUACCAAACUGAUUGAAGGAAAGGAGUACAUCUUCCGUGUUACCGCUGAGAACAAGUUCGGCUGUGGACCUUCAUGUCUCUCUGAGCCACUCGUUGCCAAGAACCAAUUCGGUAAAUAUCUGCAAUUAUAUUUCUGUUUUCCCUUUACUAUCAGUUAUAAACGUUUGUUGAAAUGUGUAUUUUCCCUUUACUAUCACUGGUAAAAGUGUUUGUUUUUGUAAUUAACUGCCAAUUACAACAUUAUUCUACUUUUUCCCCUUCUCUACUUUCAAGAUCCACCCGAUGCUCCAAACACACCCAGAAUUGGAGAGGUGACUGCCAACAGUGUGUUCAUCUCCUGGCAUGAGCCCAAGGACAACGGUAGUCCCAUCCUGGGCUACUGGAUUGAGAGGAAGGAAAUCAACAGCAAACACUGGACUAGGGUGAACCGCUUCCUGCUCAAUUCCCUCUCUGUGAAGAUUGAGGGUCUUAUGGAAGGCCUGGUAUACAUAUUCAGAGUCUGUGCUGAGAAUCUGGCUGGCCCCGGACCCUUCAGUGUCCCAACUGAUCCCCAGAUUGCUAUGGAUCCAAUCUGUAAGUUUAUCUAAGAAUAGAAUAGAUACCAACACUACAAUCUAUGGUGGAAUCCUAACUUCAAUUUAUUUUUAUUACUUAGUCAAGCAUUGAUGUCAAUGGUAGAUUAUGUGAAAAUUUUAUAUAAGUGGAAGUUAGGAUUCGCAUCUAUAUGCCUUAGUUGACACACUAUCAUCAAUAUUAUAAGCAUUGACUCGUUAUCUCUUUCUGCCUCUACAGUGCCACCUGGCCCACCCACUCCAAGAGUUCUUGAUACCUCUGCGACAACAGUUGAUAUCGCCUGGGUUCCUCCCCUGUACAAUGGAGGAGGAGAUAUCCUUGGCUACCAUGUUGAGAGUGUUCUUGCUGGAGAGAAGGAAUGGAAACGUAGUACAGAGUUCAGAUGCAAGGAGCUGAAGUACACAGUGACUGGGCUGACAGAGGGCGCUGACUAUUACAUCCGUGUUAUUGCUGUCAAUGACGCCGGACCGGGAGCACCUGGCAUGACUGAACCAGUCACUGUGAAGGAGCCUCAAGGUAUCUAUCAAUCAAUCAAUCAAUCAAAUGUAAUAAAGCCCUUUUUAUAUCAGCAGUUGUCACAUAGUGCUUUACAAUAACCCGGCGUUGACCCCAGAUAACAAGCCAGUUAACUCAUAUAGUGCAAUCAUUCAGCUCAACCAUUUAGCUCAACCAGUCAGCUCAUAUGGUGCAAAUAUGUCAUAUAAGAUUUUUUAUUUUUUUACUGACCUACAGUGUACUCAUGAAACAAACAUUUCUAUGUCUAUGUCCCCAGAGCCCCCAGUGGUUGACUUUGAUGCCUCUGUGAAGAACGGAGUCAUCAUCAAAGCCGGCGAGGCACUGAGACUGCCAGCGUUCGCCAUCGGCAGACCACAACCAGAAGUGAAAUGGAUGAAGGAUGAGGCUGAAACUGACAAAGAGCAUGUUGUGAUCGAAACAGAAGGAAAGAACAGCCUUCUGUUCAUCAAGUACGCCAAGAGAACCGAUCACGGAAAGUACCAGAUCUCUGGAACCAACAGCAGUGGAACCAAGUCUGCUGUCACUAGAGUUGACGUCAUGGGUAAGUGUGCAAGCAAUCAGAGGAGGAGUGCUGAUCUAGGAUCCCACUGUCCAUACAAUCUUGUUCAUUAUAAUCUAAAAGCCUAAACUGAUCCUAGAUCAGCACUACUAUUCUGAGACACUUUAUGAAUACAGGCCAUAGUUCUCCUAUCUUGAAAUUUCUCAUCCUCUUAAUUUUGACCCUUUUGUGUGGUUGUAACUAGAUGUCCCUGGGCCUGUGGUUAAUCUGAAGACUACUCAUGUCACCAAGAAGAACAUCAGCUUGAGCUGGGCAGAUCCUCUGGAUAACGGUGGCAGUGAUGUCAUCGGCUACGUAGUGGAGAGAAAGGAUGCGAAGAUGCAGCUAUUCAGACAACCUAUCGAGACUGCUUCAUGCAAGUGUGACAUUCAGGGUUUGCUUUCAGAGGAAGAGUAUGAUUUCCGUGUUUUCGCAAGGAACAAGUACGGUGAUGGCGCCCCAACGGACAUUGGGCAUAUUCUGGCUUCGGAUCCCAAAGGUAUGACAAAUGAAGAAAAUUGCGUUAUUGGAAAAAAAGCUCAUUCAAAGAUGUUAGAAUUUGAUCUGGUUCUAAGACGUAUUACAUUGUUUGUGGAGAAUCUACGAUCCCAAUGUGCUGGAGUGUCUUUCUUUUUAUAUACAGAUUUUAACAUCUAAAAAUGAUUCUGAAAAUGUACUCCUCUCUUCCUUUCAGCUGUUCCAUCUCCACCAUUGAAACUGCACUACACCGAGAGGUGGACGACUGCUAUUGCUCUUGCUUGGGAGCCACCUCGCAGCGAUGGAGGCAGCCCAAUCACGGGUUACUAUGUUGAGAAGAUGAGAGCAGAUGGAACUGAGUUUGACGUGGCCAAUCGCAAGCUCUGCACAGACUUACACAUCAAAUUGGAGAACCUAUCAGAGAACCACGUGUAUCAGUUCCGUGUGUUUGCCGUGACUGAGGUGGGAGAGGGCGAACGCUCCAAACCAAUCAGUGCUAACAUACAGGAUGAUGAAAGUAAGUAAUGUUACACUCUUCUAUAAACCCUACCAUAAACCAUAUAUUUGUCUUGGAUAAUAAAGCAACCACAGUAAACUGCUUUUUUGUAUUCAUCUUAACGAAAUGCCUUGUGUCGUGUGUUAUUAUAGUUCCCCCCGAAAUCUCAAUCUUGGAGCAUUUCAAGAGAGAUACAAUCAUUGUGAGGAAGGGAGCGGCUAUUGAGAUCCCUGCUGAGGUGGUGGGUCUGCCAAUGCCAGAGGUUCAGUGGUCUAAGGACGGCGUCGUCAUCCCCGUGGCUACUGAGACACUGCUGAUGGAGUUCGAGGAGGUGGCCCGCACCAAAUGCACCACCAAGAUCAGCAUCCCUGAGACUAUCAGAGGAGACAAAGGAGACUACAAACUGGCUGCCACCAACUGCCACGGCAAAGCACACCGCAUCAUCCAUGUGGAGGUUCUAGGUAAACAUUUUCAGCGAUCAUUAACAUUUUCAGCAAACAGAUCUGUGAUAACCAUAUAAUUAUAAUAUUCAUAUAAACGUACGUAGGUGUGCCAGCGCUACAAAAGGUCUUAACGGGGCAAUCAGCAGUUGCUACAUCCAUAUUUGGACUUACACUCUGUGGCCAGUUCAUUAGGUACGUCCAUCUAGUACUGGGUCGGACCCCCCUUUGCCUGCAGAAUAGCCUGAAUUCUUUGUGGGGCAUGGAUUCUACAAGGUGUGACAUUCAAACAUUGCUCAAUUGGUACCAAGGGACCUAACGUCUGCCAGGAAAACAUUCCCCAGACCAUUACACCACCGCCACCAGCCUGUACCGUUGACACGAGGUACGAUGGGGCCAUGGACUAAUGCUGCUUACGCCAAAUACUGACUCUGCCAUCAGCAUGACACAACCGGAACUGGGAUUUGUCGGACCAGGCAAUGUUUUUCCACUCCUCAGUUGUCCAGUGUUGGUGAUCUCGUGCCCACUAGAGACGCUUCUUCUUGUUUUUAGCAGAUAGGAGUGGAACCCGGAGUGGUCGUCUGCUGCAAAAGCCCAUGACAAGGACUGAUGAGUUGUGCGUUCUGAGAUGCCGUUCUGCACUCCACUGUUGUAGUGCGCCAUUAUUUGCCUGUUUGUGGCCCGCCUGUUAGCAUGCACGAUUCUUGCCAUUCUCCUUCGACCUCUCUCAUCAACGAGCUGUUUUCACCCACAGGACUGCCGCUGACUGGAUGUUUUUUUGUCACACUAUUCUCUGUAAACCCUAGACACUGUCGAGCCUAAAAAGCCCAGGAGGCCGGCCGUUUCUGAGAUACUGGAACCGGCACGCCUGGCACCGGCGAUCAUAACACGAUCAAAGUCACUUAUGUCACUAGUUUUGCCCAUUCUAAUGUUCAAUCAAACUGUAAGUGAAUGCCUCGAUGCCUGUCUGCCUGCUUUAUAUAGCAAGCCACUGCCACAUGACUCGCUGUCUGUAGGAGCGAACCAUUUUUGUGAAUGGGGUAAAUUAAUGAUACACUAAGUGUACAAAACAUUAAGAACACCUGCUCUUUCCAUGACAUAGACUGACCAGGUGAAUCCAGGUGAAAGCUAUGAUCCCUUAUUGAUGUCACUUGUUAAAUCCAUUUCAAUCAGUGUAGAUGAAGGGGAGGAGACAGGUUAAAGAAGGAUUUUUAAGCCUUGAGACAAUUGAGACAUGGAUUGUGUAUGUGUGCCAUUCAGAGGGUGAAUGGGCAAGACAAAAUAUUUAAGUGCCUUUGAACGGGGUAUGGUAGUGGUAUGGUAGUAGGUGUCAGGCGCACCGGUUUGUGUAAAGAACUGCAACGCUGCUGAGUUUUUCAUGCUCAACAGUUUCCUGUGUGUAUCAAGAAUGGUCCACCACCCAAAGGACAUCAAGCCAACUUAACACAACUGUGGGAAGCAUUGGAGUCAACAUGGGUCAGCAUCCCUGUGGAACGCUUUCGACACCUUGUAGAGGCCAUGCCCUGACGAAUUGAGGCUGUUCUUAGGGCAAGGGGGAAUGCAACUCAAUAUUAGGAAGGUGUUCUUAAUGUUUUGUACACUCAGUGUAUGAUUCUUGAAGAAUAUAACUUAAAAAUGCCUCAUCACCUUAGUUCAACUAUCCUACCCCAUCAUAACCCAAAUAUAAACAUGGUUUACUCCAAAGUUUGUCAACAAAGUAAAUGUAAAGAAACACUACAUAGCCUCAAAACAUGGUUAAAACUAUCAUUUUGAUAUCAUGGAUGGUCUGUCCUUGCAUCCAUAGCUCCGUCUAUGAGUGGUUACAUUUCUCCAUCCCUUAGUUUUUUACCGAAAAAGGGGUGGGGAGUUCGCUUUGUUAUUGUUUUUACUGCUGAUUGCUGCUUUAAAGAAAUGGUGGUACUUAUCUGGGUAUUGUCAUUAUAGAUCCUUUCAAAUAAGUAUUUAGAGUCUUUAAAAUAAGUAGAAAUUAUAGCUAGUAUAUUCUCAUAAUGUUUUCUUUGCCUUCACAGACCGCCCUCUGCCACCACGUGACAUUGUGGUGUCUGACAUCCAGGCUGAGUCUUGCUAUCUGACUUGGGCGGUCCCAGAGGACGACGGGGGUAGUGAGAUCACCAACUACAUCAUCGAAAGGAGGGACGCCAGUAGGAAGAAGUCUGAUUUUGAGCAGCUCACCUGCAAUAUCAUUGAUAGGAGAUAUGGGGUUAGUCCAAAUUCCUGUUAAAUAUCAAAACUAGUCAAAUACUACUUUAAUGUGGGUUCUGGGGUUAAGUUUCCCCUUGGUACAGAUAAGCUUCCCCUCCCCCAAUCCUAACCUUAACCAUUAGCAAAACUGGCCGAAGAUCAGCGUCUAGGGGCAACUUCACCCUACACCUUCAAUAGGAUGGUUAGUUAACUCAUAAUAAUAUGAUGGUAAUGAUUACUAAUGCAUUGAUAUCACUCCUUCUAGGUGUACAAAAUGGACAGAAUGGGCCAGUACCAAUUCAAAAUCAAAGCUGAGAACAAGUUUGGAAUCAGUGACGGUUGUGAAUCCGAGAAGGUCGUUCUCAAGGAUCCAUUCGGUCUUCCUGGUCCACCUCGCAAACCAAAGGUCAUCGCAGCAACUUCCACUACCAUGACGAUCACCUGGGAGCCUCCACUGCAGAACGGUGGCUCCUCCAUUCAGGGAUACUGGCUGGAGAAAAGAGAGAGAGGAGCUGGGAUCUGGGGUCGUGUGAACAGGGCUCCAGUCACCAAGCCUGCAGUGAAGGGUUUGGAAUACACGGUCCUCCGCCUUAAUGAAGGGGCUGAGUACCAGUUCAGAGUGAGGGCUCAGAAUGCUGCUGGAGUCGGACCUCCCAGUGAGGCAUCCCCAUGUCAAUUCGCUGUUGAUCCACGCAGUAAGUACAGUACUCUUUCUCUGAUGUUGUAGAAUAGCUACAGUGCAUUCGGAAGGUAUUCAGACCCCUUCCCUUUUUCCACAUUUUGUUACAUUACAGCCUUAUUCUAAAAUUGAUUAGAUAAAAACAUUUCCUCAUCAAUCUACACACAAUACCCCAUAAUGACUAAGCGAAAACAGGUUUUUAGAAACCUGAAAUACCUUAUUUACAUAAAUAUUCAGACCUUUUGCUAUGAGACUCGAAAUUGAGCUCAGGUGCAUCCUGUUUCAAUUGAUCCUCCUUGAGAUGUUUCUACAACUUGAAUGGAGUCCACAUGUGGUAAAUUCAAUUGAUUGGACAUGAUUUGGAAAGGCACACACCUGUCUAUAUAAGGUCCCAAAGUUGACAGUGCAUAUCAGAGCAAAAACCAAGCCAUGAGGUCGAAGGAAUUUGUCCGUAGAGCUCCGAGACAGGAUUGUGUCGAGGCACAGAUCUGGGGAAGCGUACCAAAACAUCUCUGCAGUAUUGAAGGUCCCCAAGAACACAUUGGCCUCCAUCAUUCUUAAAUGGAAGAAGUUUGGAACCACCAAGACUCUUCCUAGAGCUGGCCGCCUGGCCAAAAUGAGCAAUCGGGGGAGAAGGGCCUUGGUCAGGGAAGUGACCAAGAACCCGAUGGUCGCUCUGACAGAGCUCCAGAGUUCCUCUGUGGAGAUGGGAGAACCAUCCAGAAGGACAACCAUCUCUGCAGCACUCCAACAAUCAGGCCUUUAUGGUAGAGUGGCCAGACGGAAACCACUCCUCAGUAAAAGGCAUAUGACAGCCCGCUUGGAGUUUGCCAAAAGGCACCUAAAGGACUCUCAGACCAUGGGAAACAAGAUUAUCUGGUCUGAUGAAACCAAGAUUGAACUCUUUGGCCUGAAUGCCAAGGGUCACGUCUGGAGGAAACCAGCCACCAUCCCUACGGUGAAGCAUGGUGGUGGCAGCAUCAUGCUGUGGGGAUGUUUUUCAGCGGCAGGUACUGGGAGACUAGUCAGGAUCGAGGGAAAAAUGAAUGGAGCAAAGUACAGAGCGAUCAUUGAUGAAUACCUGCUCCAGAGCGCUCAGGACCUCAGACUGGGGCAAAGGUUCGCCUUCCAACAGGACAACAACCCUAAGCACACAGCCAAGACAACGCAGGAGUGGCUUCGGGACAAGUCUCUGAAUGUCCUUGAGUGGCCCAGCCAGAGCCCGAACUUGAACCCGAUCUAACAUCUCUGGAGAGACCUGAAAAUAGCUGUGCAGCAACGCUCCCCAUCCAACUUGACAGAGCUUGAGAGGAUCUGCAGAGAAGAAUGGGAGAAACUCCCCAAAUACAGGUGUACCAAGCUUGUAGCGUCAUACCCAAGAAGAAUCGAGGCUAUAAUUUCUGCCAAAUGUGCUUCAACAAAGUACUGAGUAAAGGGUCUGAAUACUUAUGUAAAUGUGAUAUUUCAUUAUUUAUUUUUUAGCAAUUUUUUAAAUUAAAAACCUGUUUUUGCUUUGUCAUUAUGGGGUAUUGUGUGUAGAUUGAUGGGGGGGGGACUAUUUAAUCCAUUUUAGAAUAAGGCUGUAACAUAACAAAAUGUGGAAAAAGUCAAGAGGUCUGAAGACUUUCCGAAUGCACUGUAUGUCAAGAAGACUAUAUUAUUAUUCAUUAUAAUGGCAGAUUUAACUUGGGAAAGAGAUCUUCUGACCUCAACUGGACUUUCUGUUUGAAUGAGGAUUAAAUAAAUGCAUAAUUACAUUUGAGUAAAACUUGCAUUGACUUGUUUUCAGAUCCCCCUAGUGCACCAGGAAUGCCAGUGGUUAAGGACAAGACCAAGACCAGCGUCACUCUCACCUGGACCCCACCAGAGAAAGAUGGCGGCAGCCCAGUCAAGGGCUACAUAGUCGAGGUUCAGGACACAGACUCUCUGGAUUGGAAGAGAGUCAGUGACCCUGAGAAGCUGCACCCUACCACAGAGAUCACCGUUCCAGACCUGAAAGAAGGCCAGAAGAUCAGAUUCAGAGUCACCGCAGUCAACGCUGCUGGCAAAUCUGAACCAAGCGCACGUUCUGCUGACAUCACUGUCCAGGACAUCUUAAGUAAGAGCCGUAAAGUGAUAGAUAGCCUGAGUCUCAACUCUGUUUUGUGCUGCCUUGCCAACUUCUAUGCCAUUGUCACACCACAAACUGAACUGGGACUCAUGCUAGUGAAGUGAGUAAUUAUUACACAUUUGUACAACGGGUGGGUCUAAUCCUGAAUGAUGAUCGGUUAAAACCGCAUUCCAGCCAGUGUCUAUUCCACAAGUAACCACUGGCUAAAUCUAUGAUGUUAAAAUGCCUGUUUACUCUGUUCCAUCUAACUGCACAACUCACUGUUUCAUUAGCCCAGCCAAGCAAUUUAUAAACUUGAUAUCCACUAUAAAAAGCUUCUAGACAUUAUCUCACAUUUCUUUUAGACUAACAUUUAGUUUUCAACAGCGGAGGUAUGUAUAAACCUUGCUGUCUGUCUCUCCGACAUUUGCAACAUUGUUUCAAUAUUCAAAUUCGAUCUCCAGCUGUCCAUUGUAAUGAACUAGUUGGGACGAGACAGACAGGCAGGCAACGUUUCUCAGCCAGUCGAAAACAUGAAUCAGCUGUCAUCAUCUUUAUGGAUAUAUACAAAGAAAUCGAAUUGAAAAAAGGUGAAAUGAAGUGCAGCUAGUUUGCAGUCUUUCCAGCUUCAGUUUGAAGGGGUUGUGUUAGCUGUGUUGUUGGCUAGUUCCUCUUAACAACAGUGUCCUGACGAGUAAGCACAUUUUCUAUGCCAGGCAAAAUCUCGCCUCAUUAGCUCAUUGUUAUGGAUGUAUCUAAAUAAAUGUCACUAGAAAACAGCUUAAACAACUGAAAAUGCAGCUACUUUGCUGUUAUUCUGGCUGCACUUUUUUGACUUGAUUGUAAAUUAGUCGUAGUUGGCUAGCUAGUAAACAAAGGAUAAGAAAGUUGCCAGCCAGUAUGUCAACGGAACUGAUAGAACGAACGACCAGCUGGCUUGGGUAGCAACCCUAGAUUUGUGUCGGGACUAUGUCAUGUGGAAGGAUGAAAUUGAAUGAAUAACUGUUUUUAAUGAAAAUAUGUCAAUCAUUAUUUGAAUAUAUUGGUAACCUGUUGUAUAAAAGUGAUAAUGCCUUCGAAGCCGGUGUUUGGAGGAUAUUUUGGCACGGUUUGCCGGCCCGAGACCUGUGGCAAUAUAUCCUCCAAACACCGGCUUCUCUGGCAUUAUCAUUUAAUUAUGUGCGAGUUUGGCUUGUUGAUUUGAGUUUUACUGAUGUACUAUACUAUACUUUUUACUAUACAAUACGGAUGUACUUUUUUAUUUCACAGCUGAACCAACUAUUACUCUGGAGGUCAGCGCCCAUGAGCUGUUGUCCUGCAGAGCUGGAACUACCAUUAAAAUUCCAGCUCUUAUCACCGGUCGUCCCACUCCUAAAGUUACAUGGGAGUUCAAGGAUGGAACAGCAGAGACCGAGAAGAAGAAUGAGAUCCAUAUCCUUCCAAUCGAUUCAAUGGUAAUGAAUCUAUAAAAAUACAAUAGAGAAAUCUAUAGAAAUCCGAGCUUUGUUAUUGUUUAAAGGGAUAGUUCACUUUUUUGAAGCGUUAGCUCAUUUUUGACUUUUAUUUUGUUCCAUCCAAACAAUUAUUUGUAGUUUUCAAGUCUCAUGUAUUAAUCGUUGUGUAUUUUGUAAAUGUCUCUACUCAGAUCGUGUCAACUGAUACAACAUCAGUCAUCACCAUCCCUGAGAGCCACAUCAAACAUGCCGGACGUUACAUCAUCACAGCGGAAAACGCAGCUGGACACAAGAACAUGAAAGUCAGAGUCAAUGUCCUUGGUAAGUAAAAACUAAAUAACACAGUUGGAUAAACAAAUGGGCCAAGUCUUUUACAAGAUUCCUAACCAUUAGCAAAACCUUAUUUUCAGAUCUGCCUGGCCCACCCAAAGACCUCAAAGUCACAGACAUCACAAGAGGCACAUGUAGACUUACAUGGAAGGCUCCAGAUAGUGACGGUGGUGAGAGGGUCAAGAGUUACUUCAUUGAGAAGAAGACUGUGGAAGGAAAAGCUUGGACCAAGUGCAACCCAGCCUGUGCCGCCCAGUCCUUUAUUGUGCCCGACCUCAUUGAGGGACAGGAUUACCUGUUCCGUAUCCGGGCGGAGAACCGCUUUGGAUUUGGACCACUAGUUGAGACCAUUGAGCGUUCAAAGGCUAGAGAUCCUAUCCGUAAGCGAACAACAUUCACUUCAUCCAUAGAACCAACCUGUUCUAUAGAACAAACACACCUGUUCUAUUGUACCAGCAGUUUCUAAUCAUUCCUUGUAUUAUUUUUGUUCAGAUCCUCCUGAUGCUCCCACAAGGGUGAAGAUUCAAGAAGUGACUAAGGGCACAGCCACCCUGACUUGGAAGCCACCCAGGAAUGACGGUGGAGCUCCAGUGACACACUACACUAUUGAGCGUCUGUGCUGGGACAGUAGUGGAUCUCAGAAGCAGGCCUGGAGACAGUGCAACAGACGUGAUAUUGAGGACCUCACCUUCAAGGUUGAGGACCUGACUGAAGGAGAAGAGUAUGAGUUCCGUGUCAAAGCCGUGAAUGAAGCCGGCCCCAGCAGACCAUCAUCUACCGUUGGACCAGUCGUCAUCCAAGACCAGACACGUACGUUUAAAUAAAGUAGAUGGUUGCUUCAUUAAUACAAAUACAUUGUUCUAUGGUGUUAUGUGUUAGGUGAUUUAAAAGUGUUAGGCAGGGGCGUCAUGCACCCCAAAAAUCUGAGGGGGCACAAAGUGCGUGAGGAUGCCUGGGGGGUGGUCCAGAGGGGGGCUAGGCCCCCCAACCGUAAAUUGGAGAAUUUAGCAUUUUUCAAACACCUGAUACAGCUUUUUUUCUGCAAUCUAGAGCCAUAAUCAUUAUGAUUAAUUCUAUGUAAAACAUAUAUACAUUUUUCUGCAUAUCUAAGCAUACCUCUUGAUCUGUCUCUAUCCUCUAAAUAUGCUUCUCCGCAUAUCUGUUGAAAUCUGGGUAAAAGUUAAAGGAAUUUGAGUCUUAUUCAGUACAUUUUAGUUAUUGCUUGCUUUUCUAAAGUCUACCAACCUUGCCAGCAGGCAUGCCAGCUAAGAUAGCUUGUCUAACUAUGUACUCUAACUUGAUCAAUUACCUGAAAUGGCUUCUUGGUAGCUAGUUAUGAGUUUGGGAACUUAUCUGGUAUAGCUAAAGCUGACUUAAUAAAAUUACUAGGUUGCUAGUAGUAUUACAGAGAGAGAGAAAAAUAUAUUUACAGUAUAUAUAUACAGUACCAGUCAAACGUUUGGACACACCUACUCAUUCAAGGGUUUUUGUCUUUAUUUUUACUAUUUUCUACAUUGUAGAAUAAUAGUGAAGACAUCAUAACUAUGAAAUAACACAUAUGGAAUCAUGUAGUAACCAAAAAAGUGUUAAAGAAAUCAAAAUAUAUUUUAUAUUUGAGAUUCUGCAAAUAGCCACCCUUUGCCUUGAUGACAGCUUUGCACACUCUUGGUAUUCUCUCAACCAGCUUCACCUGGAAUGCUUUUCCAACAGUCUUGAAGGAGUUCCUACAUAUUCUGAGUACUUGUUGGCUGCUUUUCCUUCACUCUGCGGUCCAACUCAUCCCAAGCUAUCUCAAUUGGGUUGAGGGCGGGUGAUUGUGGAGGCCAGGUCAUCUGAUGCAGCACUCCAUCACUCUCCUUCUUGGUCAAAUAGCCCUUACACAGCCUGGAGGUGUGUUGGGUCAUUGUCCUGUUGAAAAACAAAUGAUAGUCCCACUAAGCGCAAACCAGAUGGGAUGGCGUAUCGCUGCAGAAUUCUGUGGUAGCCAUGCUGGUUAAGUGUGCCUUGAAUUGUAAAUAAAUCACUGACAGUGUCACCAGCAAAGCACCAUCACACCUCCUCCUCCAUGCUUCACGGUGGGAACCACACAUGCGGAGAUCAUCCGUUCACCUACUCUGCGUCUCACAAAGACAAGGCAGUUGGAACCAGAAAUCUCAAAUUUGGACUCAUCAGACCAAAGGACAGAUUUCCACCGGUCUAAUAUCCAUUGCUCGUGUUUCUUGGCCAAAGCAAGUCUCUUCUUCUUAUUGGUGUCCUUUAGUAGUGGUUUCUUUGCAGCAAUUCAACCAUGAUGGCCUGAUUCACGCAGUUUCCUCUGAACAGUUGAUGUUGAGAUGUGUCUGUUACUUGAACUCUGUGAAGCAUUUAUUUAAGCAUUCCUGAGGCUGGUAACUCUAAUUAACUUAUCCUCUUCCUUUCCUGUGGCGGUCCUCAUGAGAGCCAGUUUCAUCAUAGCCCUUGAUGUUUUUUGCGACUCUUGACAUUUUCCGGAUUGACUUAAAGUAAUAAUGGACUGUCGUUUCUCUUUGCUUAUUUGAGCUGUUCUAGCCAUAAUAUGGACUUGGUCUUUUACCAAAUAAGGCUAUCUUCUGUAUACCAACCCUACCUUGUCACAACACAACUGAUUGUCUCAAACAUAUUAAGAAGGAAAGAAAUUCCACAAAUUAACUUUUAACAAGGCACACCUGUUAAUUGAAAUGCAUUCCAGGUGACUACCUCAUGAAGCUGGUUGUGAGAAUGCCAAGAGUGUGCAAAGCUGUCAUCAAGGCAAAGGGUGGCUACUUUGAAGAAUCUGAAAUAUAAAAUAUAUUUUGAUUUGUUUUGGUUACUACAUGAUUCCAUAUGUGUUAUUUCAUAGUUAUGAUGUCUUCACUAUUAUUCUACAAUGUAGAAAAUAGUAAAAAUAAAGAAAAACCAUGGAAUGAGUAGGUGUGUCCAAACCUUUGACUGGUACUGUAUAUAUAUAUAUAUCUUUUUUUUUUAAGAGGACAAAUCUGAGGGUCACAUUCCCCUGUGCCCCCUAUGGGCAUGACGCCUCUGGUGUUAAAAGGUGUUAAGUGUCUAAAAGAAAAUAAGUAAUUUUCUAAAAUGGUUGCCAUUGUUUGUCUCUCAGGUGCUCCUGCUAUUGACCUGGAGGAGUUCAUGGAGGUUGAACAAGGAGCUGAUAUCAGCAUCAAGGCGAAGAUCAGGGGCUGUCCGUUCCCCACUCUCACCUGGCUCAAGGCUCCAGCCCACAAGGGUGAAGACAAGAUUGAGGUUGCAUAUGAUGAGCACAUCAACAAGAUUGUGUCUGAUGAUAGCUGUGUACUGCUGAUCCAGCAGGGCAAGCGCUCAGAUACAGGCCUCUACACUAUCACAGCCAGUAACAGCCUAGGAAAGGCCUCCAAGGAGAUGAGACUCAACGUCUUGGGUAAACUUCUUCUUUACAUUUGAGUCAUUUAGCAGAUGCUCUUAUCCAGACUGACCUACAUAAUAAACAUGUUGAAUUUCAACGGUGUUAUCAUAUUUUCACAGCCAAGAAAAUCAACAAAUUACAUUAUUAAAAGUUUUCAUUUCACUUAACAAAUGGUAUCGCUUCCUUUCUUCAGGACGUCCUGGACCACCAUCCGGUCCAGUGAAGUUUGAGGAGGUCGAUGCUGAGAAGAUCACCCUGUCAUGGCUGCCACCUAAGGAUGACGGUGGCUCCAAGGUGACCAACUACGUCAUUGAGAGGCGUGUAGCCAACAGGAAGACAUGGAUCCCUGUGACCAACGAACCCAAGGAGCGUAUCUGGACGGUGGAGGGCCUGAUGGAAGGGCAUGAGUAUGUGUUCCGAAUUUGUGCUCAGAACAAAUACGGAGUUGGAGAGCCUCUGGAUAGUGAACCUGAAGAAGCCAGGAAACUCUAUGGUAAGUAUAGAGAGCAAAAUAUCAUGUUUUCAUAAAAGGAUUUGCAUCAGUCAAUCAGUCAAUCACAUGUAUGUAGAAAGCAUUUAUUUCAUUAGUAGUUGUCACAAAGUGCUUUACAGUGAUCAUUCACAUCAUAAUACACAAGUCUGAUGAAAAACCUGAAAAUGUUGAAGUGAAGUUUAACAGAGUUCGUGUUUGUUUGUUUUUUCUAAAGCUGUUCCUGGCCAAUGCGAAAAGCCAACCAUUUCAGCCGUUGACCAUGAUUCCAUGAUGGUCAACUGGGAAGAGCCAGAAGACGAUGGAGGCAGUCCAGUGAUUGGCUAUUGGCUGGAGCGUAAGGAAACCACCUCUAAGCGCUGGAACAGGGUGACGCGCGACCCCAUCCGGGUCAUGCCUCUCGAGGUGUCCCAUAAUGUGACUGGACUCAUUGAGGGGUCACAGUACCUCUUCCGGGUCACAGCUAUCAACGCAGCAGGAUGUGGACCUCCUAGCGCGUGCACCGACCCCAUCUUCGCCAGAGAUCCUAUCUGUAAGUAUUGUACGAUGCACACUCGACCUCCCAACUGCCACUUACCAAUAUUCCACAUUAAAAAAUCUAUUUGUGUGCAUUCUCCCGGAACCAGUCUUGUAGUAGCUAUCAAACAUGGGCAGUGCACUCAGGGAGUGACACAGAUGCAAACUCCGAUAGACAGGGAGAAAGUUGUAAAAAGAAAACAACAUCUCUCCAUUUCUGCACAAAAUAUGUGCAAGUAUAUCGGUCACCAGUGAUUUCAUCAGCUGAUUUGGCUUGUUGUAGACUGCCUGCUGCUAGCUAGCUGUGGUUAGCUUCAAUUUAGUUUCAUAUGAAGUGGCUGGCUCAGGCUAAGCUAGCUAGAUAGCUAGCUAGCUAAUGGACAAGUUGUCGUGUACAUUUUGAAAUGUCAGAAAUACCACUCCUUCAAGCACUAAAGUCCUUUGCUAGAUGUGCGACUAAGACCAGCUCUGCAAUUAUUUUUUAUUAUUUUUAAGAUUUCUUGAUUUAUGUUGACUUAUUCAGGCUAUUUUAGAGAUUUACUUGAUUGACUUGUGAAUCCGCAUAUCAAGUGAUUGAGUCUUCCCACUGGGCACACACUGGUUGAAUCAACCUUGUUUCCACGUCAUUUCAAUGAAAUUACAUUGAACUAACGUGGAAUAGACAUUGAAUUGACAUCUGUGCCCAGUGGGUUCGAAGUGUUCGGUUUGAGAUUCAGCCAUUGUUUGAAGUACAAUAGACCAACAUAGCUACUGUAUUAGGUCAAAGCUGUGUGCUGGAAAACCUUGAUUAACGCAUGGGUGGAGUAGUCAUUGUGGUGCUCAUGUGAAUAGCUUUUUCGGCUUCAGACCAAUGCCUACUUCUCACUUAAAACUUAGUUUUUGUUUUUAAUGGUUAUUGCACAGAUUUUUCAACCAUAUUUCAGUGUUUUAAACAUGGUUUGUAUUUUAUUGUGAAGCCGUCCCUGGACCUCCAACACCAAAGGUCACAGACUGGACCAAGUCAUCAGUGGAUCUGGUCUGGAUCCCACCCCUGAAGGAUGGUGGAUCUAAGAUCACGGGAUAUAUUGUUGAAUACUCAGAGGAUGGAACAGACAAAUGGGUUAAAGUAAGUAUAAUGAUCGUUUUUGUAAUUUGAAUGUUUUUUUCCAAAUACGGUAACCUGUAUGUGCACAAGUUUUAUAUAACAUAUGUUUUUGUUUCAGGCUAAAGACAAGGAGCACAGAAGCACCAAGUUGGUCGUUACUGGAUUGAAGACAGGUGGAUUCUACAAGUUUAGAGUGACAGCGUUGAAUGCUGCAGGCCCCAGCGAACCCGGUGAAGUUCCAGACGCUAUUAAGGUUGAAGACAGGACAAGUGAGUUAACUUCUUAAAUUAAUCCUUCUUGAAAUUAUGAUCUCUUGUUUUAGGAUAAAUAGAUUGAUUAAUAGAUUAAUCAUUAUCCUCUAUUCAUACUUCAUUGAAAUGUACCUACCGACAAACCAAUGUCCUCUUCCUGCUUUCUUUAUUGACCUGUUUAUAUCCAUAUAUGAUAAUAUCAUGGUUUUAAAUUCUUCAUCUGUUCCCCGAAAUUGUGAUCUAGUUGAUCUGUUUGGGAUAAAUUGAAUGAUAAUAUGAUGUUUUUAUGCCUAUCACAGUUGCUCCUGAGGUUGACCUUGAUGCCACAGUGAAGGAAAGGAUGGUAGUCCAUGCCGGUGGUGUGAUCCGCAUCCUGGCCUUCGUGUCUGGCCAGCCUGCUCCAGAGAUCAAAUGGAGCCGCGAUGACGGUGUUCUACCACCAGAAGGUGUAGUUGAGACCACCGCCAUCAGCUCAUCGCUGGUCAUCAAGCCCUGCACCAGAAGACACCAAGGAGUCUAUACUCUGACUGCUGCCAACUCAGGAGGAGAAAAGAAGAGGUCUAUCAUUGUUGAUGUCCUGGGUAAGAAUGUAGAAAUUACUGGAAAGAAUCAAUAAGUAAGAUAGGAACUCAUACACAUGCAGAACCAGGACGACACUUAAAGAAGUGUAUGUGAUACUCAAGCUUAGAUACUUAAAUUGUAAUGUGGAAAAACACUCUUGUGUCCACAAGUUAUUAUCUCUUGUACACAACUUAUUUAGUUUUUCUCUGCUGUCCCUGUAGCAGCUCCAUAACAACCAUGCAUGUUACCACAAAUAGAACAGACGUCUCACAGUCUUUCAUGUUCUUCCUCAGAUGUCCCUGGUCCAGUUGGCGUACCCUUCACCGCAGAGAACCUCACUAGUGACUCCUGCAAGCUGUCCUGGUUCUGUGCUGAGGAUGAUGGUGGUUCUGCCAUCACCAACUACGUCAUUGAGAAGCGCGAGGCGGAGAGGAAGGCCUGGACUGCCCUGUCCUACACAGUCACCAGACACACUGCCGUGGCCCACGGGCUGCAGAACGGAAAGGCUUACUUCUUUAGAAUUGCAGCUGAGAACUCCAUUGGAGUUGGACCCUUCGCUAACACUGCAUGUGAAAUCAUCAUAAAGGAUCCCAUCAGUAAGUCUGGUCUACAUACAUAACUAUAUCUAGAUGACUUUUUCUUGGCCUGAGGUGGUCAAGCGGUCUAAGCUGCUGCCUCUCAAGCACAUGUACAGUACAUUGUACCACUGCCAGUAUGGGUUCUUUCAGCACUCCCUAAAAAUAAAAAAAAGAUAAUUACUUUUUUUUCAUUUUCUGUAAAUAAAUACAUGUCCUUUCUUAUUAUGACAUUUAAAAAAUGUUAUGUGAUGUGAUAAUGACUCAUCUUAUUGUGUUGUGUUACCCAGCCGUUCCAGACCGCCCAGAGGAACUUGAAGUAACAGCGGUUCAUAGAGACUACAUUAGCUUAACAUGGAAACCUCCUGCGUCUGACGGAGGGUCAGAGGUCACCAAGUACAUCCUGGAGGCCCGUAUGAUCGGCAAGGACAAGUUCACACGGCUGACCAAGGAGAAACUGAUGGAGAGGAGAUACACCUACGACGGUCUGAGAGAUGGGGACACCUAUGAGUUCAGAGUUAGCGCUGUGAAUGAAAUUGGGCCCAGCAAGCCAUCGUUCUGCACCAAACCAAUCACCUGCAAAGAUGAACUUGGUGAGAUGGUCGCCGUUUUCUACUUUACCAAAUCACUUUGAUUAAACUUGAUUGUAGAAUACCAAAAACAGAGGAUGUUUUGAAUUGAAAUCUUUGCUAAUGGCAGUUAGUAAUGAUAUUAAAUGUAUUUUUUUCAGAACCCCCAACCAUUGAGCUUGACUUCCGUGACAAGAUCAUCAUCCGUGUUGGGGAGAGCCUGGCUCUCCAGGGUCGCUACACCGGAAAGCCCUCUCCAUCUAUCAUGUGGUACAGAGAUGACGAAGAGCUGAAGGCAGAUCAGCACAUCAAGUUCAAGAACUCACUGACCACCAUGACUUUAGGCCUUAUGAAAGCUAAGCGCGAGCACAGCGGCAGAUACUGCGUGCUGGUUGAAAACAGCACCGGCUCUCGUAAGGGCAUUUGCAAUGUAACCAUUGUAGGUAAGUUGUCAUUCAGUCAAGCUGAAAAUCUCCCAUCUAUGGCCCCUAAUAUUAUUUGUUUACUUAAUGUAAAAAAAAAAAAAAAUCAUAGCUUAUCAACCAAAGUUAAGGUUUUGAACCAAAGUGACCAAACCUUUAUCAUAAAUUAUGAACCAAAGUGACCAACACAUUAUGGUUUCCUUUCCAGAUCGCCCCACACCGCCAGUGGGUCCAGUCAUCUUUGAUGAAGUUCACAGAGAGUUUAUGGUGAUCUCCUGGAAACCUCCUCUUGAUUCUGGCGGAGUGGACGUGUCCAACUACAUCAUUGACCAGAGAGACGUCAACAGUGAUGUCUGGAGGACUGUAACAUCUGCUUCGACGAAGUUGACAUGCAAAAUCCCCAGGUUGAUUGAGGGAAAAGAGUACAUCAUGAGAAUCUGUGCCGAGAACAUGUACGGAAUCAGUGACCCACUGGAUUCAGAGGAGAUGAGAGCCAAAGAUCUCUUCAGUACGUAAUCACUGCAAUAGAUUGUCAUUAUUUAGGUUUUGUCUCAAAUGGCACCUUAUUCCCUACAUAGUGCACUACUUUUGACCAGAACCCUAUGGGCCUUGGCCUAUACAGAGAAUAGGGUGCCAUUUGGGACAACAACAUGAUUUACUUUUUUUUUUUUGUCCACUUGAGUGCCAUCGUUGCUGUUCCUAAUGUGACUUGUUAUCCUGUAUUUUACAGGAGUGCCUGAGGCACCAGAGAUGCCCAACGUGAGGGAGGUGUACGCUGACAACUGCCUUGUGCUUUGGAGCAGACCUCGUGAUGGCGGCAAGCCCAUCACUAACUACAUCUUGGAGAAGAAGGAGCCAGCUGCAAAGAGAUGGUCUCGUGCCACCAGAGAACCCCUCUACCCAGCUACUCAAUUCAGGGUGCUUGACCUUAUAGAAGGCUGUCAAUAUCAAUUCCGGGUUAUGGCAGAGAAUGAAAUCGGCACUGGUGACCCUAGUCCCCCAUCAAACACAAUUCUUGCCAAAGAUCCAAUUGGUAAGUCUAUUAACUAUUUAAAAAAGCCUGAUAAGCUAUUUGGUCUAUUGUAAAUUAUUUAUAUGAAGUUAGGAUUGGUAACUGAUGUAUUUACUCUCUGUAUAGUUCCUCCCAGCCCCCCUGUACUGCCAGAGGCAAUCGACAAGACCAAGGAUACCGUAAGCCUGAAAUGGCAGCUACCUCGCCAUGAUGGCAAAGGCAAAAUCUUUGGUUACCUUGUUGAGUACCAGAAGGUUGGUGCAGUAGAAUGGUCAAAUGGAAAUGAGACUCCUGAAGAGUGUCCAGAAUGCAACUAUGUUCUAAAGGGCCUGGAAGACGGAGCAGAGUACAACAUCAGGGUCUUCACUGUGAAUGCUGCUGGACCCUCUGAGCCUGCCCCUUGUAAGCAAACAGUGAAAGUACAUGACAGACUGGGUAAGUAGUUCAUUUUAUAUUUAUUAUUAACUUCAUAUCAAUGUGGAAAUGAUCAUCAAUAAUUCUAUGUACAACUUGUACAAUAAUAUAUUAUGUUUUAUCCCUAUACAGAGAAACCAGAGUUGCUGCUUGAUGCCAAUAUGUCCCGUGACCAUCUUGCGAUGGUAGGAACUAAUAUCACUCUCAGUUCAGUGAUCAAGGGCAUGCCACCUCCCACUGUAGUAUGGCAGAAGAAUGGAGAAGAGGUUCCCGCAGAUCGUUGUACCAUUGCAGCCACUGCCACUGGCAGCAAACUUGUUAUGCUCAACUGUGUCCGCUCAGACAGCGGCAACUACACACUCACUAUUGAAAAUGCAGCUGGAAAGAAGUCCGCUACAUGCGCAGUGCUCACCUUAGGUAUGUUACAUUUAACUGAGAACAAUUAAUACGAAGUUUGUUUAUUUGAGAAAAAUCCCAACAAAAAGUUGCUCUAAUUAUGCAUAGUCAACACAAAAUUCAAUGUACUGUUUGCUGUUGAUUUUAGGCUUGUUUGUUGGGACAUAUAAUUGAUUUCAAUAAGUAAAAAAGGAACAUGUUGUGUUGAUUUAAUUGAUUAAUAUUUGCAUGUUUAUCUAGAUAAACCCGGACCUCCUCGGGAUCUGAAAAUCUCUGAGAUCACCAGUGAGUCAGCCUACCUGACCUGGAAGGUUCCUGAGGAUGAUGGAGGGGCUGUCAUCUCUCACUACGUUGUGGAAAAGAAAGACGUGGCGGCUGAGAAAUGGGUGCCAGUCGCUGCAUCAAACAAGAAGCCUAGUCUGAUGGCUCUGUAUCUUAUGGAAGGCAUCCAGUAUCUGUUCCGUGUUGCUGCUGAGAACCAGUUUGGCAGAAGUGCCUACAUCAUUACUAAGACGCCGAUCAAGGCUGUUGAUCCUCUUUGUGAGUACUGAUGAUAAUAAGAAUGGAAUAGAAUGUAAUACCCUUACGGAAAAACCACAUGAAUUUCACGUGAUCACAUGUGAAGUGUUCCAAAAUCAUGUUUUCACGUGAUCACUUGAUCUAAUGUGAUAACAUGUGACAACGUGUAAAGCAACAUGUGAUAACAUGAAAGUACACCUUCAUUUUUUUAAUCACAUGUGAAAUUUUCCAAAAACACAUGUUUUCACAUGAGAAAUUUCACGUGAAAUCAUAUGAUUUUCCUCAUGUGAAAUCAUGUGUUUUUUCUGUAAGGGAUAAAAUAGAUUAGAAUGUUAUUGCCCAUCGGAGGAUGGUAGAAAAAUAUUUGCCAUCCUCGGAUGGAUAAUACAAUUAUAUUCUAUAAGUGUUUGAACACUUCAGUGACAAUUUCCCAAAUGUUUAUCAACCAUCUAUUACUAUUAAUCGUUUGAUUUUCAAAAUGUAAAUGAUUUUCAGAUCCACCCGGUCCACCAAAGAAUCUGCAUCACAUCGACAUAGACAAGACUGAAGUCUGGCUCCAAUGGGAUUGGCCAGACCGCGACGGAGGAAGUGAAAUCACUGGAUUCAUCGUUGAACACCAGGAGGGAGAGGGAAAAGACUGGGUCACCUUCAAGACUGUCACUAAUCCUCAUAGCCAUGUCACUGGACUGGAGGAGGGAAAGACAUACAGGUUCCGUGUGAAGUCCCAGAAUGCUGUUGGCGUGAGCCGUCCAGACACCAGUGUCCCUGUAACCUGCCAGGAGAAACUCUGUAAGACUUAUUUUAUCAAUAAUAAUAAUAAAUAAUUGACUGGAUUUAUAAAGAGCUUUUCUAGACGCUCAAAGCGCUUACAUAUUAAGGGGGAAACUUAAUCCUUCACCAAUUAUCAUAUCUUUAGUAAAUGAUGACAGCCCACCUGCCUCAAAGUCUAACAUUGAUACCUUAUGUUUUCUUUUUCAGUGCCACCAACAAUUUCAGUGGAUGUGAAGCUUAUUGAGGGUCUGAUUGUCAAGGCUGGAAGCACUAUCGUACUCCCAGCAGUCAUGAAAGGAAUUCCCACUCCCACAGCCAAGUGGGUGAGUGACGGAAAGGAACUGGCAACAAAGGGCAACGUCAAGAUUGACACUGAGGGCAUGAACACAUCUCUCACCAUCACUGGGUGUGUCAGAGGUGACACUGGAGAGUAUCUCCUCACCGUGGCAAACCCUGCUGGAAGCAAGACUGUUGCUCUGCACGUCACUGUGCUCGAUGUCCCAGGUGCCCCCAUUGGCCCUAUCAACAUCCUUGAAGUUACCCCUGACCACAUGGUCAUCAACUGGAGACCACCUAAAGAUGAUGGUGGCACUCCAUUGACGUGUUAUAUUGUUGAGAAAAAGGAUACCAAAAAGGCCUGGGAACCAUGGUCAGUUGUGUGCUCAGGAUGCACUGGUACAAAGGCAAAAAUUUCUCGAUUGGAGAAAGGUCGUGAAUAUAUUCUGCGUGUCCGUGCAGAAAACAAGGUGGGAAUUGGUGCUGGACUUGAGAGUCCUCCCACUAUUGCCAAACAUAUGUUUGAUCCACCUGGCCCACCAGGCCAGCCAACCUGCUCUGAUAUCACAGAGAAUGCUGUGACCAUAGAAUGGACUCUGCCCGAAUUUGAUGGUGGCAGUCCAGUCAGUGGCUAUGUAGUAGAGCGCAGAGAAAUGACAGGGAAAUGGAUCCGUGUCAACAAGACACCUGUAUUGGAUCUCCGAUACAGAGCAUCCGGUCUGUUCGAGAACAACAGCUACGAGUUCAGAAUCUUUGCUGAGAACGUUGCUGGCGUCAGUGAGCCCUCUCCUGUAUCAGAUCCUGUGAAGUGCACUCGUCCUAUUACUAGGCCAGGACCCCCAUUAAACCCUAAACUGAGGGACUGGAGCAAGUCAUAUGCUGACUUGGUGUGGACCAAGCCAACAAGAGAUGGAGGCAGCCCCAUCUUAGGUUAUAUAGUUGAAUGUCAGAAAUCAAGCAGCGCCAAAUGGGAGAAAGUCCAUAAGGAUCUCAUCCCGAUGUGCGCAUUUAGAGCAAUGGGACUUACUGAGGGCAUGGAAUACAGGUUCCGCAUUAGCGCUUCCAAUAUUAUUGGAGAUGGAAAACCUACAGAGCUCUCAGAAACAGUCCUUGCCAAGGACAUUCUGGUUCCCCCAGAGCUGACAGUUGAUGUUGCUUGCCGUGACCUUCUGACAGUUAGGGUGGGACAGAGUAUCAACCUUGUUACUAGAGUUAAAGGUAGACCAGAUCCUGAUAUCACUUGGUCUAAGGAUGCCAAGAUUUUAGGCAUAGACAAGCGUACUGAGAUGAACAACAACUACCCUCUGGUUGAGCUGGUGAUUUCAGACGCAGUAAGGCAAGACUACGGAAAGUAUGCUAUCCUUGCUAAAAACAGCAGUGGUCAAGCACAGGCUACCAUUAUUGUGAAUGUGCUUGACACUCCAGGCGUCUGUCAGAAUCUGAAGACCACUUAUGUGACAAAAGAAUCCUGCAUGGUUUCCUGGGAGAACCCAGAGGAUAAUGGAGGAACUGAAAUAACACAGUACAUUAUUGAGUGCCGUCAACCUAGUCAAAGGAAUUGGACAGUGGUAUCAAAUGAUUGCACCAAACGCCUUAUGAAGGCACCACUCCAGGAGGGUUGUGAAUACUUCUUCCGUGUGAGUGCAGAGAACAAAAUUGGUGCUGGACCUUCAACAGAGACCAAAACAGCCAUCCUUGCUGUUGAUCCCAUUGAGAAGCCUGGUGAUCCUAUUGACUUCAUUAUAUCUGAGAUCGGCAAGACAUUCGUCUUCCUGAAAUGGAAGAGGCCAGACUAUGAUGGUGGCAGCCGUAACCUGGGCUACAAUGUUGAAAAGAAACCUAAAGUGGCAGAGGAAUGGGAGAGACUGCACAAGGGUGCAAUUAAGGAAACUUACUUCAUGGCAGACAAGUGCAUUGAAAACGAAAUUUACCAGUUCAGGGUACAGACAAAGAAUGAAGGAGGUGAGAGCAACUGGGUGACAACUGCUGAGGUUGAGGUUAAAGAACAGUUAGUGGUGCCAGAGAUCAAGAUGAAGUUGCAAUGGACUCUAGUGGUUAACGCUGGGGACGCCAUUCCAAUUGAAGCUGAUGUCAAGGGAAAACCAGCUCCGGAAGUCAAGUGGACAAAGGAGAAUGACACAGGGGACAUCACCAAGAGCCCAAGGCUCCAAAUAGAAGCAGGUGUAGAGUUCUCUAAAUUCCUGUUGACAAACUCAAGGCGUGGAGAUACUGGAAAAUAUAACAUCACUGCUACCAAUAGUGCUGGAACAGCCACUGGAUGGGCGAAUGUGUGUGUGCUUGAUAGACCUGGUCCUAUCAGCAACCUAGUUGUAGAUGGUGUUACAGUGGAUAGGUGCAUGUUGACAUGGGAUAUGCCAAAGGAUGAUGGUGGAUGUGAAAUUUAUAACUACAUCAUAGAGAAGUGUGAGAAGAAGAGAAUGGUGUGGUCCAUACAUUCUUCUGCUGUGAUCACCAACUCUGCUAAAGUAACCCGCCUUGUAGAAGGAAAUGAAUAUAUAUUCAGAGUGCGUGCAGAAAACAAGAUGGGGGCAGGUCCUGCAGUGGAGAGCACACCGAUUGUGGCAAGGACCGAAUUCAGUAAACCUGGCAUUCCAGAAGCACCAGAAGUUUUCAAGAUCUCCAAGGAGGAGAUGACCGUUACAUGGAACCCUCCUGAGAAUAACGGUGGAAAGGAAAUCUCUGGUUAUAUUCUGGAGAAAAAAGAAGAAUUUGCCGUACGAUGGUCUCCUUGCACAAAGCACUCCAUUGAUUCGACCCAACUGACUGUCACCGGUUUGCUGCGUGAUCAUGAAUAUCAGUUCCGCGUCAGGGCUGAGAAUGAAAUCGGAUUUGGUGAACCAAGCAAACCCUCAAGAUCACUCGCCGCCAGAGAUUCUCUUGGUAUGUACAGUAUAGCAGUUCUAAAUAUUAUAAAAUCAUACAUUCACUUUGCAUAUCCAAAGUAUCUGUGUUAAUAUGCAGUUUGUUUAUUUUGUUUUGACAUUUUCAGAUGUCCCAGCCCCUCCAACGAAUCUGAAGGUUGGUGACAGUACAAGGACCUCGGUAACACUGAAGUGGACAAAGCCUGUUUCUGAUGGUGGAGCUCCUAUCAUUGGUUAUGUGGUGGAAAUGAGGAUUAAGGGCAACAAGGAUGCGGCCUGGAAGAGGUGUAAUGUCGCAGCCCAGCUGAUUGUGUGUGAAUUCACUGUUUCCAGUCUGGAUGAUCAUGAAUGGUAUGAAUUCCGCGUUUCUGCACAAAAUCAAUGCGGUAUGAGCUUAACGGCGGAUCUUACGAUGCCCGUGCAACCGAAGGAUAUCCUUGGUGAGUCCUAAAAUACAUUUACAUUUUACAUUCACAUUUUUUGUCAUUUAGCAGACGCGCUUAUCCCAAGCGACUUAGUCAGUGAAUAGUAAAUAGUACUACCGUUUUUUUAAUGUGGCAUAUUUCAGUUUAAUGACAUUGUGUGAAAGAUCAUUAGUGUAUCAUCACACUAAUACAUCUAUCUACACCUUCUUCGACCAACAGAGGCACCUGAAAUUGACAUGGAUGCUAGUCUGAAGGAGGGUCUGACAGUCAGGGCCGGAUGUCCCAUCCGACUGGUGGCAACCAUCAAGGGAAGACCAGCACCCAAAGUCUCCUGGAGAAGAAUGGGCAUCGAUAACGUUGUCAGGAAGGGCCAUGUGGACAUCAUUGACACAAUGACCUUCCUGGUUAUCCCUGAAAGUACACGGGAUGAUUCAGGCAAAUACUCCCUGACCCUGUCCAGCCCAGCUGGGGAGAAGGCAGUGUUUGUCAAUGUCAAAGUACUGGGUAAGUUGUGUGUUUUCUCUCAUCUCAGAACUACUGCAUUGCUCUAUUGCUGCUUGCAGUUUGAAUAUCUGGCAAUCAUUUUAUAAUAUGUUGUACUCCAUAAAAAUGUCAAUGUAAUUAUACGUUUAUUCCCCUCAACAGAUACCCCAGGGCCUGUAGUGGGUCUGGAUGCCACAGAUAUUAAACAGACGUCCGCCAAACUGGCAUGGUCACAGCCUGAGAACAAUGGUGGCAGUGCAGUCACCCAUUACAUUAUUGAGAAGCGUGAAAUUGACCGCAAGACCUGGGGACCAGUCGCAAACAAUAUUGAACAGACUGAAACCAACGUCAAGAAACUUGUUUCAGGCACAGAGUAUUUCUUUAGAGUCACAGCUGUGAAUGAAUAUGGUCCUGGAGUUGCGAAGGUCUCACCAAAGUCCUACAUGGCAUCUGAUCCUGUCAGUAAGUACCCUUUUGUUUGACCUCUUCAUUCAUGAUCUAAUGAUCAUUCAUUAGAUGCACUAGAUGCCUAGCCUUCAAUUAUUUAAGUCUGAAUGUUGACGAAAUUUUGCUGGCUAUCUUCUCCUCAGGCAAACCUGAACCAUGCCCGCAGAUUGAUGUAUUGGAAAUUACAAAGAACAGUGCACUUCUGGGAUGGCUGAAACCAUUGGGUGAUGGAGGAGCUAAGAUAGAUGGUUAUAUAGUUGAAUACCUGGGGCUGAUCCCACCCAAACCAGAACCAGAACCAGUUGAACCAGCAGAACCAGUAGAAGGAGAGGAAGCUGCUCCUCCUCCUGUACCUGCACCUGUGGUGGUUGAAGAACCAGAGGAAGAGAAGCCAGAACCACAAUGGAUGGCAUACACAACUGUUAAACAUUUAACCCUUUCAGUUAGUGGACUCAAGGAGGGUAUGAAGUACAGAUUCCGGGUGGCCGCAAGAAAUAUCAUGGGUCGCAGUUCGUACACUGAAACUAGGGACGCUUAUGAGAUCAAGGAACAGAUGCGUAUGUAAUAAUUUUUUUUGCAAUCAAUGUUAUUCACAACAUAUCCACACAUAAUAGAAUAGUGAUUUUUGUGUGUGAUUAGGAAUUAUUUUUCAUCAAAUCUGUAAAUUAACAAAACAUCUAUUUUUGUUUGGUUUUCAGUGGAACCCAAGAUCAUGAUGGCCGAGACUGUGUCUGCCAAAGCAGGAGCUAAACUCAGGGUGGAAGCUCUUGUGUCUGGAAAGCCAGCACCAACCUGCACAUGGAUGCGAGGAGAGGACAAUGUCGUUUCCUCUAGUCGUCUUGCUGUGCACAAAUCUGCAAACAUGUGUGUGCUCAUCAUCAAAGACGUGUCCAGAACCGACAGUGGACUAUACAGUCUGGUUGCUGAGAACAGCUGUGCUAAAGUAGAUCAGCAUAUUAAAAUCAUCAUCAGAGGUUUGUAUCUUAAUUGCAUAAAAUCAUUAGUCAGUUCUAUUUUCAAACUAUUGUAAUGAAAACUGUGCUAGAUGCGAAUGCUGAUAACGACUGUAUGUUAAUGUUUCAGAUAUCCCCGGAGCGCCUGAGCCUCCAUUUGAGAUCAGUGACAUUGACGCUGAUGCCUGCACACUCUCUUGGAAAGCACCAAUUGAAGAUGGCGGAAGCCAUAUUACAAACUACGUAGUGGAGAAGUGUGACGUGAUCAGAGGCGACUGGGUAAACGCUGUAUCGUCCUGUGGCAAGACUGGCUGCAGACUGGGAAAGCUCAUCCCUGGAAAGGAAUACAUCUUCCGUGUCCGUUCUGAGAAUCGCUAUGGAAUCUCAGACCCCCUUACAUCAGACAGGAUGAUUGCCAAAUUCCCCUUCGGUGGGUUUCACACAAAAACCUACUAAAACUCUGUUGUAUUGUUGUAUCGUUUACUUAAUCUAAAACGUGUUUUUAUUUGAUGUGUUUUUAUCAAUAGAUGUCCCCAGUGAGCCUUUAAACUGCCACAUCACCAAGAUCAACAAGGACUGUAUGUUUGUGGCCUGGGACAGACCUGAGAGCGAUGGUGGCAGCCCUGUUACUGGCUUCUACAUUGAACGCAAAGAGAGGAACAGCCUCCUUUGGGUAAAGGCUAACGACUCGGUUGUCAGAUCAACGGAAUAUCCCUGCGCAGGCCUUAUUGAGGGCUUGGAAUACAACUUCAGAGUAUCUGCCAUCAAUCGUGCUGGACAGAGUAAGCCAAGCAAGAAGUCUGACUUCGUCACAGCAAGGACACCAGUUGGUAUGUGUAUUUUUAAUUCCUCUUUUCCUAUUUUGAUACCUAAAUUGUACGACUUCUUCCGCAAACAUUGUGUACUUGAUUUAUUCCUGCACAGACACACCAGGCAAACCAGAGGUUCUUGAUGUUAGCAAGAAUGCAGUCACCUUGGUCUGGACUAGACCAAAGAAUGACGGUGGAAGCAAGAUCAUUGGAUAUUAUGUUGAGGCCCUGAGGCUCCCUGGAGACAAAUGGGUCCGUUGCAACACCAGCAGUCAGAAUGUACCCAGAGAAGAGUACACUGCAACUGGACUGGAGGAAGACAUGGAGUACCAGUUCAGAGUCAUCGCAAAGACCGCUGUCAACAUGAGCCGGGCAUCAGACAUCACAGACCCAGUUCUGGUCUCUGCAGAGAAGGGUAGGAAUAUUGCAUUGACAUUGUUAGCUCUAAAUUAAGCAAAUAUAUGUAUAUACCAUGGAUUUGAUUGGAUUUGAGUGCAUUUCUGACCAUGUCUCAAUGAUCAUUUCAGUGCCACCAAGAGUAGAAAUCGGAAUCCCAAUGAAGAGGCUUAAGCCUGUGAAGGCUGGAGCAAAUGUACUUCUUGAGGCAGAGGUGUUUGGAAAACCCAUGCCCAAGGUUACAUGGAAGAGGGGAGAGGAAGUGUUGAGAGCUUCUGAGAUGUUGAAGAUGUCACAGUUGAGACAACUCUUCAGCAUAGAGCUCCUUGGAGUAACAAAGGAACAGACAGGAGAGUAUACUAUUUUGGCAGAAAAUGCAAGUGGAUCCAAAACUGGAGAAAUUAACUUAAAGGUUUUCGGUAAGUAUAAAGCCAGACAAAGAUAUAUUUCAAGAUAUGUUUCUAGUUGAAAAAACUAAUAUUACCAUUAUUAUUAUCAAUAAACAUAAACGUAUUCUUCCUCUUAGAUGUCCCCGGUCCACCAGUCUCUGUCAAGUUUGGUGACGUGUUUGCCAAUAGUGUCCAGAUUAGUUGGGAGGCGCCUCUUGCCGAUGGAGGCUCGGACAUCACAAACUACAUUGUUGACAAACGUGAGACCAGUAGAGCUGAAUGGGCUCAGGUCGCUGCCCAUAUCCAGGGUGAUGUGUUUGAACUCACCACAAAGAAACUGAUCGAGGGACGGGAGUACCAGUUCCGCGUCCGCGCAGAGAACAGAUUUGGGGUCGGAGAAGCCAUCUUGACCGAUCCUGUCUAUGCCAGGAAUCCAUUCAGUAAGAUUUCUAUUUACUUUCUUCAUAUACUUUCACGCAGUAGUUUUAAUACAGUAAAUACUUUAACAGACACGUUUAUCACACAGUGGAAUGCCUUUAGAACUGUGUUGGUUUAAUACUUGUAUGAUUAUUUUUUAGCUGUGCCUGGGGCAUGUGAGGCACCAGUCAUCACAAACAUCACCAAAGAGCACAUGACCGUUAGCUGGAAGGAACCAGCCGAUGAUGGCAAGUCAACAAUCUUAGGAUACAUAGUGGAGAAGAAGGGAACCAAGGAAGUCAACUGGACUAAACUGAAUAGGAAAGCAAUGAUAGAGAGAACCCUGGAAGUUGCUGGUCUGUCAGAGGGAGCAGAGUAUGAGUUCAGAGUAAUUGCCCUGAACGAGGCUGGCCUUGGCAAACCCAGUGAGCCAUCCACUGCUGCUUCAGCACACGAUCCUAUCAGUAAGUAUCCAAACUUAUUAAAACAAUUUACCCAACAUCAUUCUGGAUGACAAUCAUUCUGGAUGACAAUGCACCUAUAAUAUGUAGCUUGAUAUCUACCUAUAAAAUGUACAUUUAUAUAUACUUUAAUAUUAAAAUGUAUACUUCAUAUUUAUUUAAUAUAUAUACUUUUAAUAUAUACACUGAGUGUACAAAACAUUAAGAACUCUUUCCAUGACAUAGACUGACCAGGUGAAUCCAGGUGAAAGCUAUGAUCCCUUAUUGAUGUCAACUUGUUAAAUCCACUUCAAUCAGUGUAGAUGAAGGGGAGGAGACAGGUUAAAGAAGGACUUUGAAGCCUUGAGACAAUUGUGACAUGGAUUAUGUAUGUGUGCCAUUCAGAGGGUUAAUGGGCAAGACAAAAAUGUAAGUGACUUUGAACGGGGUAUGGUAGUAGGUGCCAGGCGCACCGGUUUGUGUCAAGAACUGCAACGCUGCUGGGUUUUUCACGUUCAACAUUUUCCCAUGUGUAUCAAGAAUGGUCCACCACCCAAAGGGCAUCCAGCCAACUUGACACAACUGUGGGAAGCAUUGGAGUCAACACGGGCCAGCAUCCCUGUGGAACGCUUUUGACACCUUGUAGAGUCCAUGUCCCGACGAAUUAAGGCUGUUCUGAGGGCAAAAGGGGGUGCAACUCAAUAUUAGGAAGGCAUUCUUAAUGUUUUGUACACCCAGUGUAUAUACUUUUAAUACUUUUUUAUACUUACUUUUAAUGGUCCUUCGUAGCUCAGUUGGUAGAGCAUGGUGCUUUUAACGCCAGAGUAGUGGGUUCAAUUCUGGAGACCACCCAUAUGUAAAAUGUGUGCACACGACUGUAAGUCACUUUGGAUAAAAGCUUAUGCUAAAUGGCAUAUAUAAUUAUUAUAUAAUAUGUACCUUUGACAGUAAUGUGGCCCUCUGUAGAUUGUAUAUUAUGUUAAAAUAUAUAUUUAUAUAUAAUUAGCUUUUAUAUAACAUAAAUGUGCUCCUCAAUAGAUCCUCCUGGCCCACCUGUGAACCCGAUUGUCACUGACGUCACCCGCAGCACGAUCAGCCUGACCUGGACUAAACCAGCCAAUAACGGCGGCAGUGACAUCCUGGGAUACCUUGUUGAAUGCAAGAGAACAGACGCCACAGACUGGAUCAGAUGCAACGUGCCCAAGAACCUCCAAGACACAUUCUACCUUGUUCAGAACCUCAUUGAUAAAUCUGAAUAUCAACUGCGUGUGUCUGCCGUGAACAAAGUGGGCUUCAGUGAAACAUGCGAAGUGCCAGACAAACAUGUAGCAAAGGACAUUUUGGGUAUGCUAACAUUUGAAUGCUAACCCGAUUGAAUGAAAAUACUGAAGGCUACCUUUAGGGUCAUAUGUAAGAAUAAUAAUAAUAAUAAUAAUAAUUGAUUGGAUUUAUACAUAGCUUUUCUAGUGCGCAAAAUGCUUUACAAAGUAAGGGUAAGUAACUCACCUCUAUCACCAUGUAGAUUUAUUAACUCAAGUUUAUAAUGAGCUUACAAUUAGGUCUUUGUACACACCCAACAUUGUGUAGAUUGAAACAAGUUUUCUUGCUUUUAUUUCAGUUUCUCCUGAGGCAGAACUCAGUGCUGACCUGAAGGAGGUUCUGGAGCUCCGUGCUGGGUCCCAAAUGAGGCUUUUCGCCACAAUAAAGGGUCGUCCCACUCCCAAGGUGAUCUGGGCAAAAAUGAACAGCAACAUCAAGGAAAGACAAGGCAUCGUCAUCAAGAGCACUGACAUUGACACUGUGGUGUUAGUCCAGAGUUGCAACAGAUAUGAUGCGGGCAAAUAUAUCCUGAGUCUUGAAAGCCGCAGCGGAAUGAAGAUGUAUACAAUUGUUGUCAAGGUCUACGGUAAGCAUAAAUGAUUGUAUUUACGACUCGAUUCAUGAGAUCUUAAAUAAAUAUGGCUUAUUCUGUAAUACUUCAUGUAUUUAUGUAUUUAUCGAUCUGACAUACAGAUACCCCUGGGCCACCAGUAAAUCUCAUGGUAAAGGAGACAACAAAGGACAGUGCAAAGAUCCUUUGGGAUACUCCUCUUAUUGAUGGUGGAAGCGAAGUGACCAGUUACAUUAUUGAAAAGCGUGAUGCAGAGAGAAAAGCUUGGUCUCUAGUUAAGGAUAACUAUGCCAAAAACACUCUCAAGAUCCCUGAUUUGGAGGCUGGUAGAUCAUACUGUUUCAGAGUCAAGGCUGUGAAUGAAUACGGCAUUGGUGAGGCGUGUGAAACCGCAGAUUCAGUUAGAGCUUCUGGUGAGUGAUCAUGCAUUAUAUAAAAUAUAAACUACAUUGUUUUGUGUGGAGAGAAUGUUCUUCUAAUCUCAUUUUAUAUUACAGAGGAACCUGGGCCGGUCAUGGACUUCAAGCCCUUGUUGAUCACAAAGCAAGGAUGCACCCUUGGAUGGAAGAAACCUCUCAGUGAUGGCGGUAGCCGCAUCAUAGUGUAUGUGCUUGAGGUUAUGAAUGGAGAUGACAACUGGAAGGAGUUGAUGAGUUCCAAGAACAUGCAGUACAGUGCCAAGGAUCUGGUGGAAGGAAAAGAAUAUAAGUACAGAGUCAAAGCAGUAAAUGACUCCGGUGACAGUCCGUACAAGGAGCUGGAUGUGGUGGCUAAAGAUCAGAUCAGUAAGUCUUUAUCUGCAUCCCAAAUGGCACCCCUUUCCCUAUAUAGUGCACUACUUUUGACCAGGGCCCAUAAGGAAUUCCUCCUCAUGAACUGUCUGCGAUUUAUCUCACUACCAUUGUUUUUCACCAGCAGAUAUUAACCCUAUUCUUGUCCUCCUCUGUCUUUCCUAGUUCAUCCUGGAGUUGACUUGCGGGGCAUUCCCAAUCUGUGCUACAUUGCAAAGGAGGGAAGUAUAGUCCGCAUCAAGCUCCCACUCUACGGCAAACCUACUCCUAAAUGCUCCUGGAAGAAGGGCGAGGAUGAGGAUUUGACCGAUACUGGAAGAGUGUGUGCAGAAUCCACAGCAGUUAACACUACCCUCCUGAUCCGUGACUGCCAGAGGAGUGAUGCCUCUAAGUACACAGUCACACUGAAAAACAUUUCUGGAGUAAAGGAGUCCACCAUCUUCAUUAGGGUGGUUGGCAAACCAGGAAUGCCUGUCGCACCAAUGAAGUUUAAGGAUGUCACUGCGGAUGGGUGCACCCUGAGAUGGACUGCACCUAAGGAUGAUGGUGGAUCAGAGAUAACCAACUAUACUCUUGAGAAGAGGGAUUCCGUAACCAACAUGUGGGUUAGCAUUGCUACCGAUAUUGAAGCAGUUUCCAAUACUACCACCUUCAGAGUGACAGGUCUUCAUGAGGAGACGGAAUACAUCUUCAGAGUCUGUGCACAGAACAAGCAUGGUGCUAGUGAAGGACUCAAAUCCGAGCCUAUUGUAGCCAAACAUCCAUUCAGUAAGUGAAGUUGUAUAGAUUAUGUUUUAGUCGUCAGAUGUAAUUUGGAUAUUCUUGACUGACUGUAAUGUUAUUGCUCCUUUCCAGAUGUACCUGAGGCACCACCUGCACCUGUCAUCAUGAGUAUGCGUCAUGAUUCAUCAUUCUUGGCCUGGUCUGACCCAAGGAAGACCGGAGGCUCUCCAAUUACUGGUACAGUACAAGUGUAUUUUUUAGCAUACAGUAGCAGCUCUAUGUUUUCUGACUUAAUACUUGUGGGAAUUGUCAAGUAAUAAAGUCAAUGAUUUUGUGUAUAUUUGUCUAGAUUCUGUCAGUGUGUUCGGUUAAUUGAAAGGGGAUGUUAGCACAACAUCACCAUGUCAAAUUCCUGGUACAUGUACUUGGCGAAUAAAAAUUAUUCUGAUAACAAUCAUAACAAUCUUUGAACCCUUGUGAUUUCAGGCUACCAUGUUGAGUUCAAGGAGAGGAACAGCAUGCUGUGGAAGAGGUCAGGGGGAGCCAUUAAGAUGAAGGAACACAAGGUCACCGGCUUAACUGAAGGACUGGAAUAUGAAUUCAGAGUCAUGGCCACGAAUCUGGCCGGUGUUGGCAGAGCAAGUCCACCAACAGAGGCGCAUGUUGCCUUGGAUCCAAUUGGUAAGUGGCAUAUUUUUUCAAGGUUCAUUGUUAAUCAUUCACUCAGGUGUCCCAUGACAUCCAUAGGCCAGAUUGGAUUGUGUCUAGUUUGUCCACUUGGCAAUUUGUUUUUGUAAUUUCACUGGGAAAAUCAUGAGACCAGAAAAUGGUGAACAGUGACAUAAACAUGGGAUGUUUUGUCUUACAAUCACAUUGAGCAUCCUUCUUGUUUGUCUUUAUUUCAGAUGCCCCUGGCAAACCUGAUGUGAUCAGCAUCACAAGAAGCACUGUAACACUUCAGUGGACUGAGCCCAAGUACGAUGGUGGACACAGACUGACAGGCUACAUCGUGGAAAAACGUGAUUUGCCUUCCAAGAUCUGGCAGAAGGCUAACAAUGUGAAUGUUGUGGACACAGCAUACACUGUGAAAGAGCUGCAGGAGGGCUGCAAGUUUGAGUUCAGAAUCAGGGCAAAGAAUGCAGCUGGAGCAUUGAGCCCUCCCUCUGAACAAACUGAUACACUUGUGUGCAAGGAUGAAUACGGUAAGAUAUAUAUUAUUAAUCAUUAAAUGAAUUAACAGAAUGUGGUGUGUUUACUACCAUGAUGGUAAAUAUUAUAUUGAUUUAUUCAACAGAGGCGCCAACCAUCACUAUUGAUUCCACUGUAAAGGAGGGACUCACAGUCAGAGCGGGUGACCACAUCGUCAUAACUGCAACAAGCAUUGUAGGCAAACCUCCGCCAACAUCAGUGUGGUCUAAGGGUGGAAAAUAUUUCAAGCCUUCAGAUAUCUGCCAGAUUGAGUCAACUGCAACAUCCUCGACAUUGACAGUCAAAUAUGCCGGGAGAUCGGAUUCUGGAGAAUACACAAUUACAGCCAGCAAUCCAUUUGGUGUCACAGAAGAAGUUGUGAAAGUGAAGGUUUUGGACGUUCCCGCAGCUCCGGGUCCUAUUGAGGUCAGUGGAGUUUCGUCUGAGAAGGUCACCCUGACAUGGACACCACCAACUGAAGAUGGUGGAUGGCCAGUUAAAUAUUACACCCUGGAGAAGAGAGAAACAAGCCGCCUCCUUUGGACCAUUCUUUCAGAAAAAGUCCUUGACUGCCACUAUAUUGCCAAGAAGCUAAUCCAGGGAAAUGAAUACAUCUUCCGUGUGAAGGCAGUUAAUCACUAUGGCCCUGGAGAAGCAGCAGUGUCUGGGCCAGCUAAGAUGGUGGACCAAUUUGGUAUGUAACACUGACUUGUUUCAUUUAGUUGGAUUGAAUAAUGAAACAUGGUUAUGUAUAUUUUCACUAAUGCAUUCUAAAUACUGUGAUAUACUUUGCUUGCAGGUCCCCCUGGUCCUCCAUCAAAACCAGAGAUUGAAGAGAUUGGAGGACACCAUGUCAAAAUCAACUGGAAAAGACCGGUUGAUGAUGGUGGUACCGACAUCACAGGCUACAUGGUUGAAAAGAAAGAAAGAAAGGGCAUGAGAUGGGUUAGGGCAGCGAAGAAGUCCAUUGCUGAACUCUCAUAUGAAGUAACGGGACUCACAGAGAAAGUUGAAUAUGAAUUCAGGGUGGUUGCAGAGAACAAAGCAGGCUUCGGAGAGCCAAGUGAACCAUCAUCAUCUAUUACGACCAAAACUGUUAAAUGUGAGUUUUAAAAAAUCGGCAUCUAUCCAUAUAUGUUGCUUUUAUGUAGUCAAAUUUACUUAGUCAUUCCACUUUACUUAUUUCACUUUUAGAUAUCUAAUCUCUCUCAUUAUUGUUGUAAUAUUGAAUUGUUAAAUAUAGGGAUUUGCCUUUAAUGUUAUCUUUUAAUCAUAUACUGAUCACUUCUAUUACUCAUUACUAUUUUAGAUGCACCUGGACCUCCAAUCAACCCAAGAAUUACAGAUACAACAAAGACUUCUGCAACAUUCUUCUGGGGGAAACCAGUUGAAGAUGGCGGGCUUGAAGUCACAGGGUACUUCGUUGAGCAUAAAAAAGAUGGAAAACAGGAAUGGUUCAAGGACACACCAACUGCUCCACUGA